This is a messenger RNA of Podarcis lilfordi (Lilford's wall lizard), 49747 nucleotides long. Lineage: Eukaryota; Metazoa; Chordata; Lepidosauria; Squamata; Lacertidae. The record is from the annotation of a GenBank genome assembly.
UUGGGGGACCCAAGGAGACGUCUGAGGUCAAGACAGGAAAACAACCCCGGAGAAAAGAGAAACCUGGGAAGGUUUUUAAGGCGACUUCAGCAAAAAGAAGCGGUGAGCCAAAGUGGGGAAGGGGAAAGGCCCACUUUAAAGAGCAGAACAGCCUCCUAAGCAAUCAGCAAGCUAUUUUGGAUUUCUAACUACCGGAAGGCCAAAUAUCACAAUAAUAUCUAACAAGAGGGAUUAUUUGGCUGUGAUUCCUGCAUUGCAUAGAUGGUUCUUUCAAGCCCACGAUUCUGUGCUUCUAAGGGAAACCUUUUCUCCUCGUCCCAUAAAUACCAAGGCUGGGAAUAAUAAUAAUAAUAAUAAUAAUAAUAAUAAUAAUAAUAAUAUGAUAAUGAUGUUAAUGAUAAUAAUGAUGAUAAUGAUAAUGAUAACAAUUUAUUAUUUAUACCCCGCCCAUCUGGCUGAGUUUCCCCAGCCACUCUGGGCGGCUUCCAAUCAAGUGUUAAAAACAAUACUAAAAACUUCCCUGAACAGGGCUGCCUUCAGAUGUCUUUUAAAGAGAAGAUAGCUGCUUAUUUCCUUCACAUCUGAAGGGAGGGCAUUCCACAGGGCGGGCGCCACCACCGAGAAGGCCCUCUGCCUGGUUCCCUGUAACUUGGCUUCUCGCAAUGAGGGAACUGCCAGAAGGCCCUUGGCGCUGGAUCUCAGUGUCUGGGCUGAACGAUGGGGGUGGAGACGCUCCUUCAGGUAUACAGGACCGAGGCCGUUUAGGGCUUUAAAGGUCAGCACCGACACUUUGAAUUGUGCUCGGAGUCCUACUGGGAGCCAAUGCAGAUCUCUCAGGACUGGUGUUAUGUGGUCCCAGCGGCCACUCCCAGUCACCAGUCUAGCUGCCACAUCCCAUGGCCAAACCAGUUGGGCAGUAAAUUCAAGAGAGAGGGUGUUCUGGAAUUCUGGUGGCCUUUUUUUUUUAAAUAAAAAAGGGAAGAUUAUUAUUGUGGCGAUGACAAUUUGUCAAAGAAACUCCGCAGAGGGCAGAGGCCUAGGCAAGCCAAGCCUCCAUAUACAGGCGCAAUCUUAUCUCUCAGGAGCCACAUGGCCAAAAUGAGAUGUCCUUUCCUGCCCCACUGGCGAACGCACACUGUUUCAUUGAUUUGCUGGGUUCAACUGAGUUUUUUUUAAAAAAUUCUGUGCACAUGCAUUAAAAAAACAAAACACCACUUGUUUUAUUGUAAGCACUUUUGGGUUGCCUUUGCAGGAAAGCAAAUACGGUGUUUCUGUUUUGCUUUGUUUCGGCUAAAAAUCCUGCCACUAGGAAUAUGGGGGGUGGGAUAUUAAAUCAAACAAUGUAUUUGGGGUAUAUAGGAUAAGUUAUUGGAGAAUUCUACCUGCCUCCUUCCAUACGCUUCAUUCCAUAGGAGCCAACCCCUAGGGGCCGAAGUCCCUUCAGUCCCCACCCACAAUGAAAUAUUUGAGCCCCCUAAAGUUAAAGUUUGAGCCUCCUAAAGUUAACAAGGGACGCGGGUGGCGCUGUGGGUUAAACCACAGAGCCUAGGACUUGCCGAUCAGAAGGUUGGCGAUUCGAAUCCCCGCAACGGGGUGAGCUCCCGUUGCUCGGUCCCUGCUCCUGCCAACCUAGCAGUUCGAAAGCACCUCAAAGUGCAAGUAGAUAAAUAGGUACCACUCCAGCGGGAAGGUAAACGGCGUUUCCGUGCGCUGCUCUGGUUCGCCAGAAGCGGCUUAGUCCUGCUGGCCACAUGACCCAGAAGCUGUACGCCCGCUCCCUCGGCCACUAAAGCAAGAUGAGCGCCGCAACCCCAGAGUCGUCCACGACUGGACCUAAUGGUCAGGGGUCCCUUUACCUUUAUCUAAAGUUAAUGGGCUUUGCCAUUCAAAUGGUGUGCUUGUCUCGCAUGUUGUGAUCAAUUAUGUGGGGUGUCAGGGAUUACCUGCUCCUCCCAUAAUAUUUUAUUCAAGUCCACCCCCAACCCCCCUUGCUUCAUUCUAACUGGGUAUAAUUUUUUUAACUGAGAUGGCUCCACCUUAGUGGAGCAUAGGAGACCCUGCCUGACCUUUGGCUUGGAAUCAACUUGAUCCCCUCCCCCUCUUUCCUUUUCCCUUCCUCCUUUUGCGAUGGAACUCCUAUUUGGGGACUUCCCUGGCUUUUUUCUGGCCCACGUAGGACCAGGCUGGAUAGCUGGCCUUGGUGAAGACUUGACGUUUUCAUUCCCCAAAAAGUUUUUGAUUUGAGUUUCUGCUGAAAUGAGGCUGCAUUUUAAUCUUGUUUUUAAGUUGUAUUUCAAUCAAUUGUUUUUAUACCUGGUGUCAGCCACCCUGAGCCCGGUCUUGGCUGGGGAGGGUAUAAUAAAAUUUAUUAUUAUUAUCUCUCAAGAGUCGUGGGUUCGAGUUCCCUUCCAACGCCACAGUCCGAUGAUUCUGACUUAUCUGCUAGCUCUCAAGUCUCAGAAUCUUGAAGGAGGGAGGAAAUUGAUCCCUCGCAGGCUGCUGGCAGAUGGCGCUGAGGAGACGCUGGCCAACCAUACUAUUAAAAGCUCCUUGCCUUUUAACUUAACAGCUCCCCCACCCUCUCCUUUGUCCCUCCUUCUGGCUGGCUGGCUGCUCGCUCGCUCGGAGGCACCUUUCGGCGCUGGUUGUGUUGGAGGCUCUCCGGCAGGGGCUCACCUGGCCGGGGAAGAGAGACAGAGAGACCCCUCCUUUGCGCACCUGCCUCGGGUCCUUGCACCCUUCUCCUGCCAGCCCGGAUGGCGCUUCGGAUGCGGCAGGUCGUCGGCCGUCCUGCGCUCCCGCUGCAGCCGCCGCCGCGCUGGCUAUUGUGAGAGCAGCAGCCCGGGGUUUCUUGGCUAGCGGUGAAGCCUGCAUCCCGGCCUCUGCAAUGCUGUCUUCUUUGCGGUCCAGCCCUCAACCUUGAGCUCAGACGCGAUGCCAGAGAGCGGGGCAGGAGCGGCGCCGGGCUCCCAGGACAGCGAGCGCCACAAGAGGGGCGCCACAGAUGGCGAGGCGUCCGGGCCAGCUGCCACCGGGGUCCUGGGUGAGUAUUUGGCGAGGUCUGGACCACUUCCGCGCGCUAUCCCUUGGGAGGGUGGGGGGAAACAACAGUGGUGCAAGGGUGGGGAGGGGGGUGGACGAGAGAUGAGGCCGGAUUUCCCUGCUUUUCGGGGGUGCCCAGCAGACUUUGCCAAAGUUCGGGGAAACCGAACCUUUGGACCCGACUAAACCCGGGAUAGGGGAAGGAGGGUCGUCCGGCGCGAAAGGAGCGAUGCGGAGCAUUCGUGGUACCCGGGAAAGCGCAUCUCUGGGGCGUCGAGCUAUUGUCUGGAAAACGUUAAGCCCCUUCCGCUGUCGAGGAAGGAAGACCCUCGCCCCAGCCUUUUGUUGUGCAAUGGCCAGCCACGGGUUUUCGGGAAGAGGGUCUCCGGAAGCUGUUUCGGGAGGGGGUCCGCCUUUCCCACCGGUGCGUAUUUUUACGCACGCUUGGACCCGACACCGUUUUGGUCCGCUCUCUCUCUCCGCCUGAUGUCAUCCUUCCACAACGUGCCGGGGGGGGGGGGAAGCGGGGGAUGCUCAGCCCAUUCAGAAAUUCUCCUCUGCCGUACGCUCCUGCGGAGGAGGAGUGCGGAAUUGCCGCCGCGGGCACAGCAGAGCGGGAGAAGCAGCCCCGGCGCUGCGGUCCACUGCGGAUGCGCUCCUCGGGAUGGCACCGCCGGGGAGGCGUCCGAGGGGCUCGGAGGGAGCACGUGUCGCUUGAGCUGCGGGCGAGGAGGAGGCCGAGGGCCGUGGUCUGCCGCGGCGCCGAAGGACAGAGGGAGCGCAAAUCCAAACGCCCAAGGCCUUUCGACCGGACCAACUAGGUUCUCCAUACUGGACCCUUUUGGGUAGUCCGAGCCUUUGCGCCUUGACGCUUUUCGGCACGGUUCGUAGUUCCGGGAGGAUUGUUUCUGCCCCCAAUGGCCUGGGAUUUAUUUAAUUUUUUUAAUAAAAUAAAUAAACUCAAGCUUCUCCAGAAGAGAGUCCUUCGCCUUCACCGCAGACAAUUCAGAUGCGCUUAACAGCUGGGGAUGCCUUGGUCAGUUUGGUCCAACUACAAUGGGUGCAAAUAUCUCCAUGGGGCAGAUAGAAGUCUAUCCAUAGGUGCCAGCUCCCUGGGUGCCCCUGCACCCACAAAUUCCCCCGCGGAGGAACCGGGCACCCACAAAUAUCUGGGCCAGGGUCGUGCCUGCUGCAUGAUGGCACCCGCGGUUGUGUGGCGAAGCUGGCAGUCCUGAGUCUGAGGGAGCUUUCGCUUCCACCUCCACCUCCAAGCUGCCAAACCAUCCCAGUUGUCUGAAUGAGCGACAGCUCUUUGAUUCUGCAGCAAAGGUGACCUUAAUUCAGCCUAUCCAAGGUUAGGAGUGGGGAAUCUGGGGAGGGAUGUCUGCAGAACCGGCAGAAAGAGCUCAGGGGGACUGCCGGUUCAGGGUCAGGCCUGCUCGCUACCCGAGGCUCAAGACCGCUAGAACACCCACCUUCUUUACCCAUUAAAUUUUAAUUAAAUUUUCCGACAUACAUUUAUAGUAUCCAAUCUAAAUUUAUCACCUAUUUUCUCUUUUAGACUUCCUUCAACCUCUCUGACAAUCAUCCAUUAUUCAAAUUUUUUAAUACACAUUUCCUAGUUUUGUAUUGCAUUUUAUAAACCUUCACACACUUAGUUUUCAUCAAUACAAUAGUCCUCUAUCAUUUACAGAACUUCUUGAAACCCCACUAGCGUUAUUUGCUCAUCACAUACACAUAGUCUGAAAAUUUCCCCCAGUCUUCAAUGAACUUUUGGUCUCGUAUAUAUCUGAUCUUUCCUGUUAGUUUGUCUAGUUCAGCAUACUCCAUCAGUUUUAUUCUCCAUUCUUCGAGCGUUGGCAGUUGUUCCUGCUUCCACCCACCUUCUGCUAAUGAACGCAACUGCCCCAGGACACGGUUGCGGGGUAAGGGUGGGGGAGAAGUCCCCUGGUUUGAAGCAGGGCAUCUUGGUGCCAUGGCAUGCCGCAGAGGUCCACUUUGGAUGUGUCUUGUUCGGCCGCCCCCUCCCCCUCGCUCUUAUGUCUUGGGCCUUCUGGGAAGGGAGAAUUAUUCCCAGUGCAGCUUGUUGGAAGAUUCGGGACGGCUUAAAGCAGGGCUUUUUCAGCAGGGGGCCGGCCCACUGUCCCUCAGAACUUUGCGGGGGCCGGACUAUAUUUUGAAAAAUAUAAAUACCCUGCAAGCCGGUCCCGCAGUUGCUUCCGGGCCUGGAGGAGGAACGCACUCUGCACGUGCUCAGGAGCGCGUCUCGGCACCACCCGCUCACUGGCGUUGUUGGCGAGCAGCGGCCGCUCCAUUGGCCCGUCCCCACAGAGCUCCCAGGCGGUGUGCACCACGCGCUGCGGCCUGUCGUCCAAGGUCAGGUUGGCGGGCAGGCCGCGCAUGUGAAGCGCUGGGCAGGCGGCCGACAGCUUGCCCUCCAGCUGCUCCAGCGCAGCUGCCAAGCCGGGCGCCAGGCACAGGGCCAGCAGGUGUGCCAAGCUCCGGGUGAAUAUAAUAAUAAUAAUAAUAAUAAUAAUAAUAAUAAUAAUUUAUUAUUUAUACCCCGCCCAUCUGGCUGGGUUUCCCCAGCCGCUCGAGGCAGCUUCCAACAAAGUAUUAAAAUACAGUGGUCUGUUAAACACUAAAAGCUUCCCUAAACAGGGCUGCCUUCAGAUGUCUUCUAAAAGUCUGGUAGUUGUUCUUCUCUUUGACAUCUGGUGGGAGGGCAUUCCACAGGGCGGGUGCCACCACCGAGAAGGCCCUCUGCCUGGUUCCCUGUAACUUGGCUUCUUGCAGUGAGGGAGCUGCCAGAAGGCCCUCGGAGCUGGACCUCAGUGUCCGGGCAGAACGAUGGGGGUGGAGACGCUCCUUCAGGUCUACUGGGCCGAGGCCAUUUAGGGCUUUAAAGGUCAGCACCAACACUUUUUGAAUUGUGCUCGGAAAUGUACUGAGAGCCAAUGUAGGUCUUUUUAUGUGGUCUCGGCGGCCGCUCCCAGUCACCAGUCUGGCUGCCGCAUUCUGGAUUAGUCACGAUGCCCAUGGCACGGACCAGACCCGUUGCCUGUUCGCUAACCUCUCUGUCCAUGGCCACGCCGGGUUUACUUCAGCACACGGGUGGCAAGGCUUCGGAUUGGCUGCAGGAGCUUCCUGCAGCCAAUCUGAAGCUGUACCAGCAUCAUGGAAGUCAGUCCUCGCGCGGCGAGGCGUCCGCAGCUUCUGUUCAAGGAAACGCCGUGCUGCGCCGGUUUAGCUCAGCACAGGGACUGACCGAGCGGGCAGCAGGGUCCGCGGGCCAGAUUUACGAGCCUGGUGGGCUGCAUGUAGACCCCGGGCCAUAGUUUGCCAGCCGCUGGCUUAAAGGAAGGACAUCUUCACACAGAGCAAGUUAAACAUAUACAUAUCAUUUCCAACAAUCAUAUAACAUAACUUCUUAUCUUAUACAAUAUAUUCAUAUAUUUACUCCAGUCUUCCAAGAAUCUCUGGUCCCACAGGUUUCGAAUCCUUCCUGUGAAUUUAUCUAAUUCUGCAUAGUCCAUCAAUUUCGCCUGCCGUUCUUCUUUCGUCGGUAAUUCUUCUCGUUUCCAUUUUUGUGCCAAUAAUAUUCUUGCUUGCUGCAUGUAAAAACAACUUACAAUCCUGUCUAUUAACAUCAUCUCCUACAAUGCCAAGUAAAAAUGCUUCUAGUUCUCCUUAUAUCCUUUCGUUAAGUCAGGUGUGUUAGGAGCUCCACUCCAAGGAGUGAGUUAAACCACUGAGCCUAAGACUUGCCGAUCAGAAGGUCGGCGGUUCAAAUCACUGCAAUGAUGAGGUGAGCUCCCAUUGCUCAGUCCCUGCUCCUGCCAACCUAGAAGUUCGAAAGCACGUCAAAGUGCAAGUAGAUAAAUAGGUACCACUCCGGUGGGAAGGUAAACGGCGUUUCCAUGCGCUGCUCUGGUUCGCCAGAAGCGGCUUAGUCCUGCUGGCCACACGACCCGGAAGCUGUACGCCGGCUCCCUCGGCCAGUAAAGCGAGAUGAGCGCCGCAACCCCAGAGUCGGCCACGAAUGGACCUAAUGGUCAGGGGUCCCUUUACCUUUACUUAACUCUGGUGAAAACCCAGCAGUGCCAAACAUUAUUAAUUGUGUGAGAGAAAUGAGAUCAGUUGCCAGAUGUACCUGCAUUCAGUCUGAUCACUUGCCAAAACAGUUGCAAAAAAAUAAUAACAUUUUUAUUGCAGCAAUUUGGAGGGGAAAGAUUUGGUUUGCAGGAAAUCUGGGUGCCAAACCAUGACUUUGGCCACCUCAUGAGAAGAGAAGACUCCCUGGAAAAGACCCUGGUGUUGGGAAAGAUGGAGGGCACAAGGAGAAGGGGACGACAGAGGACGAGAUGGUGGGACAGUGUUCCCGAAGCUACCAGCAUGAGUUUGACCAAACUGCGGGAGGCAGUGGAAGACAGGAGUGCCUGGUGUGCUCUGGUCCAGGGGGCCACGAAGAGUCGGACACGACUAACGACUAAACAACAACGAAGUCAUGGAACAGGAUACACUUUGCAGAUGUUUCCGGAUGUACGGGCAACAAGAAUAAGAAAUAAAAAACGCAGGGCAUAGUCUUCCUGAUUCAGGGCCAACAUCGCUGGAACUGUGCUGAUUCCAAGUGAUGAAGGGAGUCUGCAAUAUCAGAGUUCUGCACCGCAUCAAACAUUCACUGGAAAGCCAAGCUGUUGCUGCCCCAACCCUGACUACCGUAUUUUUUGCUCUAUAAGACUCACUUUUUCCCUCCUUAAAAGGAAGGGGCAAUGUGUUCAUCUUACGGAGCGAAUGCAGGCUGCGCAGCUAUCCCAGAAGCCAGAACAGCAAGAGGGAUUGCUGCUUUCACUGCGCAGCGAUCCCUCUUGCUGUUCUGGCUUCUGGGAUUCAGAAUAUAUUUUUUCUUGUUUUCCUCCUCCAAAAACUAGGUGCGUCUUGUGGUCUGGUGCGUCUUAUAGAGCGAAAAAUACACUAUGUCCUGUGUUUUUCUGUCGCCUCUGCUCUGCGAUCAACGCCCUCCUCUAAGCCUAGGCUGCUGCCUGCCAGAGCGCAUCUAUCAUGUACAUAUAUUCUCCCAGCAAUGCCAGCCUCUGCCCCCACUAUUCCUGUGCCAAGGCUGUCUCUGGGCAGCCACAAUGCCUGGACUGUUUGCUUCCUUGCUCCGAGAGAAGCAGUCUUUAUUCCCGCCCAAACAGGACCCAGAUGACUCUGAUGGGUGAAGAGAGGCCUUCUUUGUCAUCCACGGUGGAUGAGUGGUGGGGUUUUUUGGAGGCUGAGGGCAGUUUUCAACAUCCUUCUCCAGAACCUUCCCAGCUUAGCAGGCGAUGCCAAAUCCUGAAACUGAUUCAGCCUGGUGUGUAGGACGAGUUACGAGCCCGUCCACAUUUCCCAGAAGAAAACUGGGUUUCUUGAAGCCUGCGAAAAUGGACCAGAUUCACAGAUCAUUUCGUAACCGUCCCAGAAAAGAUGGAGCUGGAAACCGUGCAAGACUUCAACUCUCAUCAGUCCCAGUAGCCAGCAUGGCCAGUGCUCAGAGACGAUGGGAACUGGAGUACGGGAACAUCUGGAAGGAAACAGUCUGUUCCAAAACCAAAGCGUUCCAAAACCAAGCCUCAUUUUCCCAUAGAAAGCAAUGCAAAACAGAUCAGUUCCCAGUCUUUUAAAAACAACUCCUAAAACGGCAAUUUAACAUGGGUUUUACUAUCUAACAAGACCAUUGAUCCGUAAAAUGAAAGCAAUAAUCAAUGUGCUGUACUAUAAAAUGAAUAAGACAGUACAUGGGACGCGGGUGGCGCUGUGGUCUAAACCACAGAGCCCAGGGCUUGCCGAUCGGAAGGUCGGCGGUUCGAAUCCCUGCGACGGGGUGAGCUCCCGUUGCUCGGUCCCUGCUCCUGCCCACCGGAAAAACUGUCUGCGAACAAACGCCGGCUCCCUUGGCCAGUAAAGUGAGAUGAGCGCCGCAAACCCACAGUUGUCUGCAACAGUGACGACGACAACAACAACAACAACAACAAGAAUAAGAAUACAGUGGUACCUCGGGUUAAGUACUUAAUUUGUUCCGGAGGUCCGUUCUUAACCUGAAACUGUUCUUAACCUGAAGCACCACUUUAGCUAAUGGGGCCUCCUGCUGCCGCUGCGCCGCCGGAGCACAAUUUCUGUUCUCAUCCUGAAGCAAAGUUCUUAACCCGAGGUACUAUUUCUGUGUUAGCGGAGUCUGUAACCUGAAGCGUAUGUAACCUGAAGCGUAUGUAACCCAAGGUACCACUGUAAUAGUAGUAGUAGCGCUCAUCUCGCUUUAUUGGCCGAGGGAGCCGACGUACAGCUUCCAGGUCAUGUGGCCAGCAGGACUAAGCCGCUUCUGGUCAACGAGAGCAGCGCACGGAAACGCUGUUUACCUUCCCGCCGGAGCGGUACCUACUUAUCUACUUGCACUUUGACGUGCUUUCGAACUGCUAGGUGGGUAGGAGCAGGGACCCAGCAAUGGGAGCUCACCCCGUCACGGGGAUUCAAACCACCGACCUUCUGGUCGGCAAGUCCUAGGCUCUGUGGUUUAACCCACAGCGCCACCCGCAUCCCGCAAUAAUAGUAGUAAUAAUAAUAAUAAUAAUAAUAUACCCCUUUUGGUUGGGUUGCCCCAGCCACUCUUUUUCUACAGGUGACUAAGGGCCGGGUGGAAUUAAGCGGGGGCUUUUGGGGGCCAAAGAACUGACAGGGAACGGAUUUGGGGUGAAGCAUCAACAGAAGGAUUUUUCCGUGGGCACCAUGGGGCAGGAGGAGCCGUCAGGCCUUCCUUCUGCACGACGCUUAGGAGCCUGAACCUACGUCUCUGCAUAUAAAUGAGCAUAUAUGUAAGAUUUAUGCAAAUUUGUGUCUGCAAGCCAGGGUGGGGACGGGCAUGCCCCAAAUCUUCGUAAGCCUUUAACGAAGCGGAUGGAAAGCUAGAAUUAAUUUUCGUUGGCGCAGAGCUUUCGAGAGGGUGGUGGUUCAGGCCCCAGGGAGCUCCCUGACCCCAUUAUUCCCCUACUUAGGGCGGCGAACCUUUGCUUGUUAUCGCUCCGCGAGGCCCGAUCCGAGAGCAGCCGUGCUCUUUGCACCCCCUUGGCUGCGAACCAAGGCCUCUGGCCGUUCACACCCAUUUCCUGCCAGCCUGCCACCCGUUCCAGUCCGGCCGGAUAUUUUUUGUGUGGCGCAAGGUAUCCGUGAUGCCUAGAAGGUUUCUAACACCGUGUUGGAGGCAGUAAAUGUCUCUAAUAACCAUUUCUGGAAAUCACAAGUGGGGAGAGUAAUAGUAGUAGUAGUAGUAGUAGUAGUAGUAGUAGUAAACACUGUUCUAAGAAGAAUAUCUUGGUGUGUAUAGACUAAGUUUGUAAAGCAGACGUAGGAAAUAAUAAUAAUAUUCCAAUAAUAUUAAAGAAGAGAUGUGUACGAUGCAAUGUAAAAAAGAACUUUAAGGGGUAAUGAGUAUUGGAGGAGGGAAGUCACAUGGGUAUAUUAAUAUUUUCUUUUUCUUUUCUCCCUUUCUUUUUUGUUUUUCCUUUAUCAUAUGGGUUAUUAUUUGUAUUAUUUGUAUUUCUGUUUAUGUGAGUGAUCAAUGUUUGUUUGCGAAAUAGUUUUAUAAUAAUAAUAGUAGUAGUAGUAGUAGCAGUAGUAGUAGUAGUAGUAGUAGCAGUAGUAAGGUAAAGGUAAAGGGACCCCUGACCAUUAGGUCCAGUCGUGGCCGACUCUGGGGUUGCGGCACUCAUCUCGCUUUAUUGGCCGAGGGAGCGGGCGUACAGCUUCCGGGUCAUGUGGCCAGCAGGAGUAAGCCUCUUCUGGCGAACCAGAGCAGCGCACGGAAAUGCCAUUUACCUUCCCGCCAGAGUGGUACCUAUUUAUCUACUUGCACUUUGACAUACUUUCGAACUGCUAGGUUGGCAGGAUCAGGGACCGAGCAACGGGAGCUCACCCCGUUGCGGGGAUUCGAACCGCCAACCUUCUGAUCGGCAAGUCCUAGGCUCUGUGGUUUAACCCACAACGCCACCCGCGUCCCUCUGGAUAGGCCUCCUUUGGGCCGGAUCCAGCAGCCGGCCUCUUAUGAAUCAUCCAAACAUGUGGCAAAACUGAAUGCCCUUUGCACCUGUGUGUAUUUCUACACAGACGGAUAUACAAAAUAGCCAAAGCUAUAGUUUUUGCACGGCUUGCUGGCUUUGCUUUCGAGCCCCGGACCAAACCUUGUUCUUGCCCCUUAAUUUUGGACUUUCCGUUGCUCGGGAGAAGCGGAACGGGUGGGAAACAGAACAAAGGAGACCGCCUGGCCCCGUGCAUCCGUUCUGGUGGGAACUCCAUCACCGGAGGCGGUUGCCAUAGAGACGGGUAGCGUUUAGCAUCCCUGCUCCUUCCCCUCCUUUCUCUCCCCCUUCCCACUGUUUUCCCAGAGGAAGGCACUGGCGUGGGGAACGAACUGCUGCUGGCAUCUUUCAGCAACCAGGUAAGGGACCUCUUUGAUCGAGUUGCCGAGGGGGCAAGUUGUUCGCACAACAACAUCCUUCAGAGAUGAGACAAACUGGGGAGCUUGCAGGCGCCGAGUUUUAGGCCUGUCGUAAAACAUUAGCUGCAGUCGGCUCGCGCUGCAAACCUUUCUUUCCGGCUGCAGAGCAUGUUUCUGUUCCUAUCAUUGUGUCUCCGGUUUUCAUCCCGAUGGCUUUUUGGGGUUACCUGUUUCUGAACGUUGCCGCCUUUGUCCCUGUGCUGUGUACCUGGGUGGAGGGUCAGGAUUGCAAAUGAGGUGGACGCGAGGUGGACUGCGGGACGGAAAGCCAUACCUGUUGAUUUUUUGCUGCCAGGGUGGCCAUUGAAAGCGCAGGAACACUGCCUUUGAGGGGAGGUUUGGCAACUCUGCAGAGAAGAGAACUAUUGGUGGGGGGACUCCAGAGGUGCUUUAUGGCACGUUUGUGAUUAUUUGUGCUCAGAACAGCAGCAGGGUGGUUAAGCAUCUUGUUUUCAAGACUUCAAAAGUUUCUGGGCAGGCGUUCCCUACCUGUGCAUGUCCCCAAACUUCCUGCUGAAAAGGCUGGAACUUUUCAUAUCGUCAAAGUUCCGGUUAUUUGUUUAUUUUCUCCCGCUUUCGUUCUGCGGAAGCGCCCCCUCCGGGCGGUGAAUAACACUUGGGAAGCAGUGCAGAAAGGCAGAUGGAGUGGAACGACGCAUCGAAAGUGAAGGGUAAACCCCACCAGCGAAUGCACAAUUGUUACAUCAGUGACAUGUUGCAGCAGACCCCUGACAUAGGCGCCAACUCCAUGGGGCUGAGGACAGCUCAGCCGCCCCCCCCCCCAGUAUGCAAGGAUGGGGCUUAGAGGGCCUUCUCGGUGGUGGCGCCUGUCCUGUCGAAUGCCCUCCCACCUUGCAUCUUCCAGCCCGGACACUGAGGUCCAGCUCCGAGGGCCUUCUGGCGGUUCCCUCCCUGCGAGAAGUGAGGUCACAGGGAACCAGGCAGAGGGCCUUCUCUGUAGUGGCACCCGCCCUGUGGAACGCCCUCCCAUCAGGUGUCAAGGAAUAAACAACUAUCUGACUCUUAGAAGUCAUCUGAAGGCAGCCCUGUUUAGGGAAGUUUUUAAUGUUUGAUGUAUAUUGUGUUUUUAAUCUUCUGUUGGGAGCUGCCCAGAGUGGCUGGGGAAACCCAGCCAGAUGGGCGGGCUAUAAAUAAUAAACAAUUAUUAUUAUUGUUAUUAUUAUUAAUCUGGGCCUCCCCGUGGCAGUGGCAGGCCUCUCCAGGCCUCUUCGAGCCUCACGGCCAUUUCCCGACGCACGUGAUGUCACACGUGUGACAUCAUGCACACAGAAUGAGCUCCCCCCAAAAUGUUGGGUGGAAUUUGGAGCCUCUGACCCCCAAAUCCUCCAGUCUGAAGGGACUCUCUCUGUGUGUAUGUUUGGGGAGCUUUAAUCACAAAAUCACAGAGAUGUAGAGUUGUAAGGGACCUCCAGGGGUCAUCCAGUCCAACCCCCUCUGCAAUGCAGGAAUCCCAGCUAAAGCAUCCAGGACAGGUGGCCCUCCAACCUCUGCUUAGAUACCUCCGAGGAAGGAGAGUCCACCACCUCCCAAGGGAGACCGUUCCACUGCUGAACAGCUCUUGCUUUCAGAAAGUUCAGUUGGAAUCCCCUGUCCUGUAACCUGAAUUCGGCAGAAAACAAGCUUGCUCUGUCUUCCACGCGAAAGAUUAUUCGGUGCCCUGGUUUUUUUUGGCCGCCCUGAACCUCUCACGCCAGGCCUUCCUCCUGCGUCAAGGCCACCCUCUUGCACCUGCAAGAGAACUGUGCAUAGAUCCCUUGCCAGAGGAGCAAGAAACCCAGAUCUCCCAGUGGGUAUUUUAAGCUGGCAACUGCCCUCUCUCAAAACACGGUCAACGGUCAGGUGUUCAGCUGGGUCAAAACACAAGGGGGCCUGGCUGAACGAGGAACGGGGCCCAACCCUCACUGUCAUCCAAAUGCACUAUUUUUUAAUUAAUCUUAAAAAAGGACCUCAUCAAUGUAAACAGAAGCUUAUUUCUCAGGGUUAUUUCUGAUGGACUAUUAAUAGGUUUAGCAUCAUUCAUUCAGAACUUGAAGGCGUGCAGACACAGAUCUGUUUAUUUCAUAACUGGACACCAGAAAAGUCCAGGUGCGCAUUUUGGACUCACAGCUGUCCAUGGAGGCACAGGUCAAUUCUGUGUCCAGGGCAGCUCCAUAUGGUACGCAGGAUGAGACCCUCUAUGCCCAUGGACGGUCUCGCCAGAGUGGUGCAUGCUCUGGUUAUCUCCCGCUUGGACUACUGCAAUGCACUCUCCGUGGGGCUACCUUUGAAGGUGACCCGGAAACUGCAAUUAAUCCAGAAUGCGGCAGCUAGACAGGGGAAUGGGAGCGGCCACCGAGACCAUAUAACACCAGUCUUGAAAGACCUACAUUGGCUCCCAGGACGUUUCCGAGCACAAUUCAAAGUGUUGGUGCUGACCUUGAAAGCCCUAAACAGCCUCAGCCCAGUAUACCUAAAGGAGCGUCUCCACCCCCAUCGUUCUGCCCGGACACUGAGGUCCAGCUCCGAGGGCCUUCUGGUGGUUCCCUCCCUGCGAAAAGUGAAGUUACAGGGAAGCAGGCAGAGGGCCUUCUUAGUAGUGGCGCCCGCCCUGUGGAAUGCCCUCCCGCCAGAUGUCAAAGAGAAAAAUAACUACCAAACUUUUAGAAGACAUCUGAAGGCAGCCCUGUUUAGGGAAGUUUUUAAUGUUUGAUUUUUUAUUCUGUUUUUAAUCUGUUGGGAACCACCCAAAGGACUGAUAAAUUGGAAGAAUAGAGAUAUGAUUCCCCUUAAUCUAUGGCUCAACAACGUGGAGAUAUUGGCAACAUGAACGGACUGCUUAUAGAUGCAGACUUUAUUUGGAAAAAUGCAACGAUAACUGGAAGGAGUUUAAGCAGACAUUAGUUUAUUGGCAAUUCAUUAUGUGUAUUAGGAUAAUAAGAAUAUACACACCUGUAUAUUUUUCUUUCUUUUCCUGUCUCACUCUUAACGUUUUUAUAAAUGAAAUUCAUAUAUAUAUUUGUAUGGGUUUGGGACAACUUUGUCAGCGACAUCGCUGUGAACCAGACUAGCUUUUAAAGGCGCAGGAGGAGCAGGCCUAGCUUUGCUUUCUGAUAAGUUGGCAACCCAACGGAGAUGAAGAUGCAAUGUAUAGAUGGUAUAUAACACCGGUUAACUUAGCAGAAAUGUAUAAAGUUAGUAACAAAUGUUGGAAAUGUAAGGAAAAAGAGGGAACAUUUUAUCAAAUGUGGUGGGAAUGUAAAAAGGUGAAAUGCUUCUGGGAGAUGAUAUAUUAUGAGUUGGAAAAAAUGUUGAAAUAUACAUUUAUAAAGAAACCAGAAGCAUUUCUUUUGGGUAUUGUUGGAAAUUAUAUAAAUAGAAAGGAAUGUAAGCUUUUCUCAUAUGCAGUAACAGCAGCAAGAAUACCAUUGGCCCAAAAAUGGAAGCAAGAAGAAUUACCAACGAUGAAAGGAUGGAGGGUGAAAUUAAUGGACUAUGCAGAACUUGACAAACUAACAGGAAGGAUCCGAAACCGGUGAGACCAGAGGUUUACCGAAGACUGGAGUAAAUUUACAGACUAUUUGAAAAGUAUUUGUGAUGAUCAGACGACGUUUGUAGGAUUGCAAGAAGUUCUGUGAGGAGUAUUAUGGGAAAUAUUGUAGAAACGGAAAAGGAGAGACGAUAUGUUAAAAGAUGUAAAGGCAAUAUUAAGUUAAGAAAUGCAUAAGAAGUGAUUAAGACGGAGGAUUAUCAGAGGUGCUGAUGGAAAUCCAGUAAGAUUGUAUCUGUGAUAAAUUGUGUGGUACGUUUUAUAAUUCUGUAUGCUAAAAUUAAUAAAUAUAUAUAUAUAAAAAGAGAUGAAGAUGCAAUGCUGGUCUUGUUCCCACCUGCCGUAGUACUGCCCACCGCUCAUCCUUGCUCUUCUUCACCCCACAGAUAAGCUCUUUGGGAAGAGGCUGCUGCAGGCUGGCCGUUACAUCAUGUCUCACAAAUCAUGGAUGAAAACGGUGCCUACGGAAAACUGCGACGUCCUGAUGACCCUGCCAGGUGCGUUUUGCCAAAUUCAGCAGUUUCAGUUCUUUGGUUCAAAACAGAGGGACAUAGCAGGCUGCCUGCUGCCAAGUCAGAACUCUGCUCCAACUAGCUCAGUUUAGCCUACACGGGCUGGCAGCAGCGGCCGUCCAGGGUUGCAGGCAGAGGAUUGGGUGGCGCUGUGGCCUAAACCCCUGAGCCUCUUGGGCUUGCCAAUCGGAAGGUCGGCGGUUCGAAUCCCCGCGAUGGAGUGAGCUCCUGUUGCUCCGUCCCAGCUCCUGCCAACCUAGCAGUUCGAAAGCACACCAGCGCAAGUAGAUAAAGAGGUACCGCUGUGGCGGGAAGGUAAACGGCAUUUCCAUGCGCUCUGUUUUCUGUCACGGUGUCCCAUUGUGCCAGAAGCGGUUUAGUCCUGCCGGCCACAUAACCUAGAAAUCUGUCUGCGGACAAACGCCGGCUCCCUCGGCCCGAAAGCAAGAUGAGUGCCGCAACCCCAUAGUCGCCUUUGACUGGACUUAGCCAUCCAGGGGUCUUUUCCCUACGGUCCUUCCCCCCCCCCCCCCCAGUGAACCCAGAGAAUAGUAGGGACGGACAGCUAGGGACGAAGCCUCCACAUCCAGGCACCGUCUACCUGCAAAGCCACAAAGGAAAACGGGCAGGUGCAGAAAUUUCCAGAUCAGUUCUGCAUGCUGAAAAAAGCCGACUUUGCCAAGGCCCUGGCGGUUGGUGGCUCCCUUGCCCACCCCACCCCCCAAUUCCAGGCAGGGAAACGAAGAUCGCUGCAUGUUGGUUUCAGGCUCGAUCGUUUGUAAUCAGACACCAGGCUGGGCGAGAGGCCAGACCGUAAUGUUGUAUGGAGGAAAAGGAGAGAGAGAGAGAUAUGAGUUUCUCUUCUUAAGCCUUCCGAUGUGAACCCGCCCCCCCCUUUUGAUCAGUAAGGUCCCCCGAGGGAACCUAGCCAUUGCGUCACUUGCCCGAUUUAUUUAUUUUUAAUUCGUUUCGUUUCGUAACAUACAUAAACAGAGAGAGCGUAACGACACGUGAAAGUGCAAAAAGAGGAAAACUAAACUACGAAGCAGGCACGUGUAAUGCACACCGUGGGAGCUUGUUAUGCAAGAAAAAAACGUCCGCGUUAUCGGAUGAUCAAGUCUGGUUACAGGUUUUCCAGGCUUGGAUUCUUAAAACGGCAGUUCCGUUGUAAAUAAUAAUAAUAAUAAUAAUAAUAAUAAUAAUAAUUUAUUACUUCUACCCCAUCUGGCCCAGCUACUCUGGGCGACUUCCAACAGAAUAUUAAAUAGUAAUAAUAAUAAUAAUAUAUUUAUUUAUACCCAGCCACUCUGGUCAGCGUCCAACAAAACACUAAAAUACAAUAACCUAUUCAAUAUUAAAAGCUUCCCUAAACAGGGCUGCCUUCAGAUGUCUUCUAAAAGUCUGGUAGUUGUUGUUCUCUUUGACAUCUGGUGGGAGAGUGUUCCACAGGGCGGGCGCCACCACCGAGAAGGUCCUCUGCCUGCUUCCCUGUAACUUGGCUUCUCGCAGUAAGGGAACCGCCAGAAGGCCCUCGGAGCUGGACCUCAGUGUCCGGGCAGAACGAUGGAGGUGGAGACGCUCCUUCAGGUAUACUGGACCAAGGCCGUUUAGGGCUUUAAAGGUCAGCACCAACACUUUGAAUUGUGCUCAGAAGCGUUAAACACACAAUAAAGCAUCAAACAUGUGAUAAAGCAAUGGCAAGUCAUAUUAAAAGGGCCUGGAGAUUCCAGUCCUCAUUGAAAUCUCAAACUGCAUGCAAUUUCCCCCCCUUAUAGCUCUGUUCCAGAGGGAACAUUCUCCAAGGGCCCAAUGUAAGAUUUGGGUGUGUUUUCCACUGAGUUGCAAUUAUGAUUCAAGCUGCCUAGAUCACAUAUAAGACCAAUACUUUUCUUCUUCUUCUUCUUAUUAUUAUUAGUAUUAAUUAAUUAAUUAUCAUUAUAUUUGUACGCUGUCCAUCUGUCUGGUUGCUCCAGCCACCUUGGGUGGCUUCCAGCAUAAACAGAAAUAUAAUAAAACAUCACACAUUAAAAACCUCCAGAUACAAAAAAAGUUUAAAGACACUACCAGGACUGGAAUAAGAACUUCCAUGUAAAAUAGUAGAGUUAUGACAAUAAUAUACGCAAUAAAUAUGUGAUGUAUAUACCAGCUGUGGGGAGGGAGGGAAGUCAAGACUCGGCAGAGUCAAAGGGAUUAUAUUGCGAUAAUUGUUGGGAAAAGGAUUAUAUGAAGAAAACAAUAAAAAUUUAUAUGAAGGGGCGAAAAAAUAAAAACCUCCAGAUACAGGACUGCUUUCAGAUGUCAGUGGUGUAGUUCCUUGUGUGUGUGUGUGUGUGUGUGUGUGUGUGUAUUAUUUGAUUUUAAAAACUAUAAACAUACAACAAAAAACAAUUCAAAAUCCAAAUAUUGAGAUUGCUCUGAAUCCCCUGAUUUCCUCCCAUCCCUUCCAUAGGUCCCAAUGAUAAUAUUUACAACUUCAUAUCAAUACUUUUCCAGAUUUUUAUCCUUCUAAAUUAUCCACACUUUCCAUUUCUUUACAAGUGUGGUUAACAUCCUGCUAAUGUUCUAACCCGCUUACCGUGGUCUCAGAGAUAAAUUAUAAACUUUCCCCAUUCUUUUUUUAAAGUUCUUGUCUUCUUGGUUUCUGAGCUCCCCAGCUAAUUUUGCCAUUUCGGCGUAGUCCAUCAACUCGGUUUGCCAUUCUUCUCUGGUGUAGUUCUCUGACAUCUGACGGGAGGGCGUUCCACAUGGCAGGUGCCACCACCGAGAAGGCCCUCUGCCUGGUUCCCUGCGACUUCGCCUCUUGCAGGGAGGGAACUGCCGGAAGGCCCUCGGUGCUGGACCUCAGUUUCUGGGCUGAACGACGGGGAUGUGGCCUCGCUGUAACAUUUGUUUGUAGAAAAGCCUCAAAGCGGUUUACCAAAAAAAAAAAAGGGGGGGGAGAGAUAAAAGCAAUAAAAUAGCGACUAACAAAAUUGCAAGCAUAACGUAAAAACAUGCAAGAAGUUAAAAGCGCAGCAGAAUACACUAAAACAAAUUUCUAAGCACCUGGAGAGGCUUGUCUAAAAAUGAAUUUAUUUGGCAGGUGCCAAAAAAGGUACAGUGAAGGCACUCACCUGAUAUCAAGUGGCAGGGAGUUCCAACGGACACGUUCAAAUAAAAACCAGUCGAAAGAUGCCUAACUGGUUGAUCUGAGCGUUUAAAAUGAACUAACCACUGCACCCUUGGAGUGCCUGAAAUCCGUAUCUGACUACUCAGAGAGCCAGUGUGGUGUAGUGGUUAAGAGCAGUGGACUCGUAAUCUGGUAAACCGGGUUCGAUUCCUCGCUCCUCCACAUGCAGCUGCUGGGUGACCUUGGGCCAGUCACACUUCUCUGAAGUCUCUCAGCCCCACUCACCUCACAGAGUGUUUGUUGUGGGGGAGGAAGGGAAAGGAGAUUGUUAGCCGCUUUGAGACUCCUUCGGCUAGUGAUAAAGUCGGAUAUCAAAUCCAAACUCUUAAUAAUAAUAAUAAUAAUAAUAAUAAUUUAUUAUUUGUACCCCGCCCAUUUGGCUGGGUUUCCGCAGCCACUCUGGGCGGCUUCCACAAAGACCAAAAAUACACUAAUAUGUCAUACAUUAAAAACUUCCCUGAACUUAAGAUGUCUUCUGAAUGUCAGGUAGUUGUUUAUCUCUUUGACAUCUGGUGGGAGGGCAUUCCACAGGGCGGGCGCAACGAUGGGGAUGGAGACGCUCCUUCAGGUAUACUGGACCGAGGCCGUUUAGGGCUUUAAAGGUCAGCACCAACACUUUGAAUUGUGCUCGGAAACGUACUGGGAGCCAAUGUAGGUCUUUCAAGACCGGUGUUAUAUGGUCUCGGCAGCCGCUCCCAGUCCCCAGUCUAGCUGCCGCAUUCUGGAUUAGUUGUCGUUUCCGGGUCACCUUCAAAGGUAGCCCCACGUAGAGCGUAUUGCAGUAGUCCAAGCGGGAGAUAACUAGAGGAUGCACCACUCUGGCGAGACAGUCUGCGGGCAGGGAGGGUCUCAUCCUGCGUACCAGAUGGAGCUGGUAGACAGCCGCCCUGGACACAGAACUGACCUGCGCCUUCAUGGAGAGCUGCGAGUCCAUAAUGACUCCCAGGCUGCACACCUGUUCCUUCGGGGGCACAGUUACCCCGUUCAGGACCAGGGAGUCCUCCACACCUGCCCACCUCCUGUCCCCCAAAAACAGUACUUCUGUCUUGUCAGGAUUCAACCUCAAUCCAUUAGCCGCCAUCCAUCCUCCACCCGCCUCCAGGCACUCACACAGGACCUUUACCGCCUUCACUGGUUCUGAUCUGAAAGAGAGGUAGAGCUGGGUGUCAUCUGCAUACAGUGGUGCCUCGCAAGACGAAAUUAAUCCGUUCCGCGAGUGUCUUCGUCUAGCGGUUUUUUCGUCUUGCGAAGCAACCCUAUUAGCGGCUUAGCGCUAUUAGCGGUUUAGCGGCUAUUAAAGGCUUAUCGGCUUAGCGGAUUAGCUGCUAAAAGGCUAUUAAAGGCUUAGCGGCUUAGAUAAAGGGGGGGGGAAGCGGACCAUCUCAAGACUCGCAAGACAUUUUCGUCUUGCGAAGCAAGCCCAUAGGGAAAUUCGUCCUGCGAAGCAACUCAAAAACGGAAAACCCUUUCGUCUAGCGGGUCUUCCGUCUUGCGAGGCAUUCGUCUUGCGGGGCACCACUGUAUUGAUAACUUCUGUAGUCUCUCUCUUCUUCUUCUUCUUCUUCUCACUCUUCCUUUUCCAAAUGCCUCUCCAGACACGACCGACGACCACACGCUUCUAUGGCUGCUGAACCACAUCCGGCUGGGAAUCCCAGAGCUCAUCAUUCAGAUAAGGCACCACAAGCACACCCGGGUCUAUGCCUUCUUCGUCACAGCGACUUACGAAAGGCAGGUCCCGACUCCGGUGGGCGGCAGGUUUUGGGCAUGCAGGCGUGUGGUGGGCCGGCGGGAAGCGAGGAGGGUCUUUCUUCCUCGCCGGACAACCCUCCUUUCCCUGCCUUUUAAAACCAUGUCAGAAUUAUAAGGAAUUCCAGUCGUACCUCGGAUCCCGAACGCCUUGCGAGUCGAACGUUUCGGUUCCCGAACGCCGCAAACCCGGAAGUGACUGUUCCGGUUUGCGAACGUUCUUUGGAACCCGAACGUCCGACGGGGCUUCCGAUUGGAGCUUCCUGCAGCCAAUCGGAAACCGCGCUUGGUUUCCGGACGUUUUUGAAGUCGAACGGACUUCCGGAAUGGAUUUCUGUUCGACCUCCGAGGUACCACUGCUUGGGGAUCAGAGAAUUCAGGAUUCUGCUUCCAAGUCCAUUGUCUCCACUGGAUAUGGGCUAGAACUUUUCCCACGCUGACCUAAAGAUGCUAUCAGAGAUGGAUGGAGCUUUUUGAAUGGACGGGAAAAGUAUAGGCAGCCUUCCCUUCUCUCUAAAAAAAAAUAGUAUUUUUUAUUCUGUCCUGAGCAAAUCCAUCAUCUGUUGCUUUAAAUCAAGAUCAAAAGUCGAAGCAAGCUCAUUUCGCUCAAGUCUGAUCGGCAGUGCAAUAUAGAAACUUACUUGGCAGGUCUGUGUCUCAAGGUAUAUUAUGUAUAAAUUGGUCAUCGCUGUAGUUUAAUGGUGUAUCUUUGCAUACAGUGGUACCUCCGGUUAAGUACUUAAUUCGUUCCGGAGGUCCGUACUUAACCUGAAACUGUUCUUAACCUGAAGCACGACUUUAGCUAAUGGGGCCUCCUGCUGCUGCCGUGCCGCCAGAGCACGAUUUCUGUUCUCAAACUGAAGCAAAGUUAUUAACCUGAAGCACUAUUUCUGGGUUAGUGGAGUAUGAACAUCAAGCGUAUGUAACCUGAGGUACCACUGUAUUCCUCAAAAGUGUGAAUAGAAUAUCUUUUAUCUCCUUUUUUUGGCUGAAAGGCCGAAGGAUGGUUGCAAACAACAACAAAUAAACUUUGACUGAAGAUCGUUGCCAUAGCUACCAGGGGCGAAACCCUGAAAUUAGAUUAGAGAAUAUUAAGUCGCCAAUGGGCCUCAUCAUCUUCUCUUGGAAACUUCUGGUGGGGAUAAUGCAGAGCAACAACCCUUUGAAGGGGAAAUAAACUUUGACAGAAAAUAAACGUUGCUAUCGUGAAGUUAAGGGUGCAUUUGGCGCAGCUGGGAAAUCAAAAAAGGAGAGAACUAUUGCUUUGUAGACCGAAAGCUGCAAUAGGCGAUAGGUUUGUCUAGUUGCCGCUUUAGCUGCUUGGGCUUCAGAGCACGUGCAGAGUUCCUGCCCCUCUUAGUCUCCAUUCUCCACCCCCGUUCUUCUCGGCAGUUUGCUCCGAGGAGCCGAUGAGAUCGGUUUGCGGAAGCCUGUGAAAGCAGAGUUCGGAGGCGGAAUGCGGAGCUUCUCCUGCGAGGAAGAUUACAUCUACGAGAACAUCGAAAACGAACUUUAUUUUUUCACUUCUCAGGUGGGUGCUGCCCCCAGGACUAGGCUGUGUGGGGUGUGAUACCGUAUUUUUCGCUCCAUAAGACGCACCUAGUUUUUAGAGGAGGAAAACAAGGAAAAAAAUAUUCUGAACGAAACAGUGGAUGUAUGAUUUUUGUGGUUCAUGCUGUGGUCCCAGACAUGUGAUCUGACGGUGAAUUUGGGGUGACCCAAUGCAAAAAUCCUGAGGAUCCAUGUGGAUCCGUGCUUUGUAACCACAUUUUUGCACCACUGCAGCCCCAGGAAACAGUAGAUGCAUGAUUUUUUUGGUGCAAGCUGUAGCCAUGGACAUGCUAUGUGAUCUGUUGGUGAAUUUGGGGUGACCCAAUGUAAAAAUCCUGAGGAUCCAUGGGCUUUUACCUCCCCCUCCCAGGCAGCCUCCGCUAGGUCCCUUAUCUCUCCUCCGAUCCCACUGAUCAGCUGCUUCCUUUCAACACCCCCUUCCCUCUUGUUUGCCUUAGUGUCUUUUCCUUAGCUGGAGCAAUUUUUUUGCUCCUUUUCUUCUGAUUUCUCUCCUUAUUGCUUUAGUCUUCCUGUUUCCCCCCUUUGCAAGUUUGCUGUCUUUACCUACCCCUUCCCAGGCAGCCUCCUUUAUCUCUAGCAUCCCUUAUCUCUCUCCCCGAUCAGCAAACAAUCAGCGGCUUUGUUUCAACAUCCCCUUCCCUCUUUCAAAAAAAAAAAAAAAAGUAUGAUAUGCUUUUUGCCCCUGGGCAAUUCGGCUCCAGGGAGCACGCAUUCGCUCCUUAAGACGCACAGACAUUUCCCCUUACUUUUUAGGAAGAAAAAAGUGCGUCUUAUGGAGUGAAAAAUACGGUACAUAGAUGGCAGUUGAAUGCAACAUUCCUUGUUUUCCUAAAGUGGACAUGCAAGGGGAUGUUUGGUCCAGCCAGUCGGAACUUCCUGGACUGGGACAUCCUCUUGCGUGUGACUAGAGGUGAGUGUGAUCUUACCUGUUCAGGUAACAGAACCACAAGGCACACAGCCCUCCUCCCCUCUUUUUCCAUCUUCCUUUCGUCCUGUGAGCUGCAGUGACUGACAGCCUGUAGUCACUGGGAUUAACCCCCACAAAUUGGGUAGAUCCACGUGUAUAAGACUAGGUUUUCCCCCUAAAAAAUAAUGUCCAAAAUUUGAGGGCGUCUUAUACACGGAUAGAUCUCCCACCAUUUUUUAGAAUUGGAGUCCACAAAAAUAGGGGGUGUCUUAUCCAUGGGGGUGUCUUAUAGACCGAAAAAUACGGUAUAUCUGUAACUAAGUCUGCCUUCAGGGAUCCACCUGUGAACUGAAUGUGUGAGUAAACUUCUUUUGUAUACCUUAUCCCUGACCACUGGUCCUGUUAGCCAGGGAUGAUGGGAGUUGUAGUCCCAAAACAGCUGGAGGGCUGAGUUUGAGGGUGCCUGCUUUAGAGGGUCUGACAAAAAAGCAGAGGCGAUGGAGCAGCCCUGCUCCCCUUCUCUGCUCUGCAGCCUGAUGGAAUGGCUGCCACCUGCUUCGUAAUGUUUCUUAAAAGAGCCGUAGGUGGCAAGACCCAGUUGUGGCUCGAAGGCUGUGGGGCUGGUGCAUAGCUGUCAACCGUCCCUUAUUUGGUGGGAAAGUCCCUUAUCCCAGCGCCGUGUCCCGCUGCUGUCCCUUAUUGAUGAUGUCCCUUAAAUUUCCUGGGUUUCAAAGGAAGCAGCUCCUCUCCCUCCCUCCCUGCCGGCCAGGGAGGAGGAAGGCUCCAACUGUGUUGCUUGGCUGCGUUGCUCACCCAAUAAGGAGUCUAAGAACGACUGGGGGGUGGAGCUUGCAUGCCUUGUGCCAAUCAAGUCAGCCGCCUUGCCUGGGGACUCGCCUUUGCUCAGCGCUUCCCAGCGGAGAGGUGACGGUGGUUUUCCUUGCUGCAUCCCCUUUGCCGGGUUGCUGCGCUGUGGGAACCACCGCUUGAGGCUUCGUUUGGCUGCUGGCUGGGCUUUCUGCCUUUGGCUCAGAGGGGCUCAGAAGUCGAACAUAGCUGUGCUCUGAAAAUCCCUUAUUUUGGUUGCUGAUCCCUUAUUUUCAAGGCUGCUGGUCCCUUAUUUUCAAAUCUGUAAGUUGACAGCUAUGGGCUGGUGACCCCAGGUGGUCCAUUCACCACUUUCCCCUCUCUCCUCUUUCAGGAACGUCAGAGCAUCAUCAGGUAUUGGCUGGAGAACCUGCGGGCCAAACAGGGCGAGGCUCUACACAACAUCCACUUCCUGGAAGGCCAGCCAAUCGGUGAGUGGGGAUUGGGGCCAGAAGGCGGGGCAUGUGGAGUGGCAUCUGUCUGCCUGCCUGAAGAGCUGGACUGAAAUUUGUGCGCUGUCCGAACAACCAAACAGAAUCAUUUGCUGGGUCUCCUGAAUUUCGGAUAGUUUCCAGUUUUGCUUUUGAAAUUUGAAAUUGAGUGGUGACUGUCUGUCUGUCUGAAGAGCUGAACUGAGAUUUGUGCGCUAUUCCAAACAACCAAACAGAAUCCUUUCCUGGGUCUUCUGAAUUUUGGAGAGUUUCCCAUUUUGCUUUUGAAAUUCAGCGGCGUUUCAAAGAGCCACAAAACUCUGGAAUAUUCCGUCAUGUGUGCACCUUUUAAAAAGUAAGGGACGAAUUGAGUAGGAUUCAGCAGGCAGAGUUCCUGGGCCAAAUCCACCCCCCUUUUAUGAAAGGGGAGCCAUUACAAAUUUGUUAACUUCAGCGGGCGGGGGACAGGUUUGAUAUCCCCAAAUUUAGAUGCUUUUAUCCUUUCCUUUGCUGCCCUCUCCAAAUCCUGACCAUCUCCAUAACAGUGAAUACAGUGGUACCUUGGUUCUCGAACGGCUUAGUUGUCAAACAAAUUCACUCCCAAAUACUGCAAACCCAGAAGUAAGUGUUCCGGUUUGCGAAUGUUUUUCAGAAGCCGAACGUCCGACGCUCCUGCAGCCAAUCAGAAGCCACGUCUUGGUUUCCGAACGGUUUCGGGAGUCGAACGGGCUCCCAGAAUGGAUUAAGUUUGAGAAGCAAUGUUCCACUGUAUUAAAAAAAGUUUCAAUCGCACGUAAAUUUCCAAAUGAAACAUAUAUCGUGAUAUUGGCACUAUGUGUUUCGUCUAACUUUAGCUCUCAGAUGUUGCUUUGUGUUACUCUGGGCACCACAAUGAGGAGAGUUAUAUAUUUAUCCGUCUCUACAUUACAUAAAAGGGACGCGGGUGGCACUGUGGGUUAAACCACAGAGCCUAGGGCUUGCCGAUCAGAAGGUCGGCGGUUCGAAUCCCCGUGAUGGGGUGAGCUCCUGUUGCUUGGUCCCUGCUCCUGCCAACCUAGCAGUUCCAAAGCACGUCAAAGUGCAAGUAGAUAAAUAGGUACCACUCCAGCGGGAAGGUAACGGUGUUUCCGUGCGCUGCUCUGGUUUGCCAGAAGCGGCUUAGUCCUGCUGGCCACAUGACCCGGAAGCUGUACGUCGGCUCCCUUGGCCAAUAAAGCGAGAUGAGCGCCACAACCCCAGAGUCGGCCACGACUGGACCUAAUGGUCAGGGGUCCCUUUACCUUCACAUUACAUAAAAUAACCAACCAACAAAUAAAGCUCAGUUUAAAGUCAGUAAACACAAACCGGCGAUGAGCCCAACCGGAAGAAGGAAACAUAACAUGGCCAUUGUUGUCCUUCUGCCACAUCCUUCUAGUUCAUCCGUUUGGCAGAAACUUGCUGGGGGAGGUACCACUUCUGAGGAGGGGGCUAGGCCUGCCCACCCACCCCAAAGCUCAUACCACUCUUGGGGUCCGACAGGGCAAAGUAGGUCUGCUUUAAACUUUUAAAUUGCAAAGGACUAGUGGCGCUGUGGGUUAAACCACAGAGCCUAGGACUUCUCGAUCAGAAGGUUGGCGGUUCGAAUCCCCGUGAUGGGGUGAGCUCCCGUUGCUCGGUCCCUGCUCCUGCCAACCUAGCAGUUCGAAAGCACACCAGUGCAAGUAGAUAAAUAGGUACCGCUCCGGCGGGAAGGUGAACGGUGUUUCCGUGCGCUGUUCUGGUUCGCCAGAAGCGGCUUAGUCAUGCUGGCCACAUGACCCGUACGCUGUACGCUGGCUCCCUCGGGCAGUAAAGCGAGAUGAGCGCCAAAACCCCAGAGUCGGUCACGACUUGACCUAAUGGUCAGGGCUCCCUUUACCUUUACCUAGAGCUUUGGUAGCUGCUGUUGGCGCAUCCAGGGUCGAAGGGGGCUUCUGUUGCACCCCUGCCUCGCUCAACUCCUGCGCCCCCCUUUCUUUUCUCCGCAGUUCCCGAAUUGGCUGCCCGCGGCAUUCUCCAGCAGGUCUUCCCCAUCCACGAGCAACGGAUCCUCAACCGGCUGAUGAAAUCGUGGGUACAAGCCAUUUGCGAACCGCAACCUUUGGGUAUGCAAUUCUGUCCUUCCCUGACUCCCUCCUCUUCCGAGAUCACUUGUGGGGCCUGUAGGUUCCCCUCCCUGCCCCUGAUCUAAGGAGAGACGUUACCCCCCUUUUCUCAGAGGCAUAGGGACACGCGGGGCGCUGUGGUCUAAACCACUGAGCCUCUUGGACUUGCCGAUCAGAAGGUUGGCGGUUUGAAUCCCUGCGACGGGGUGAGCUCUUGUUUCUCUGUCCCAGCUCCUGCCAACCUAGCAGUUCGAAAGCACACCAGGGCAAGUAGAUAAAUAGGUACCGCUCCGGCGGGAAAGUAAACAGCAUUUCCGUGUGCUCUGGUUUCCGUCACGGUGUCCUGUUGCGGCAAAAGCGGUUUAGUCCUGCUGUCCACAUGACCCGGAAAGCUGUCUGCGGACAAACACUGGCUCCCUUGGCCUGAAAGCGAGAUGAGCGCCACAACCCCGUAGUCGCCUUUGACUGGACUUAACCAUCCAGGGGUCCUUUACCUUUUACCUUUUACACCUUUAGGCGCCAGGCAAAAACGUUCUUCUUCAACCAGGCCUUUGGCUGAUUGAUAUUCUACAGCCUUUCAAAUGUACCGUAUUUUUGCUGUAUAAGACUCACUUUUCCCUCCUAAAAAGUAAAGGGAAAUGUGUGUGCGUCUUAUGGAGCGAAUGCAGGCUGCGCAGCUAUCCCAGAAGCCAGAACAGCGAGAGGGAUUGUUGCUUUCACUGCGCAGCGAUCCCUCUUGCUGCUCUGGCUUCUGAGAUUCAGAAUAUUUUUUUCCUUGUUUUCCUCCUCCAAAAACUAGGUGCGUCUGGUGGUCUGGUGCGUCUUAUAGAGCGAAAAAUACGGCAUUUUGUUUUUUGGGGGGGGAGUUCUUUUGUUGUUUUUAACUACUUAUUUGUGUUUUUAUCUUGUGUUUUUAUCCUGAGAUCUUUUGAUGAAGGGUGGUAUAAUAGUAGUAAUAAUAAUAAUAGUAAUAAUAAUACCCAGUGCUUUUUUUCUGGGGGGUACGCAGAGGUACGCGUACCCCUAAACAUUUUGUGAAUCUUUGUACUUUUGUCCAUUUGCUGCAUUUAUUUCCCCCCAUUUGAACUAUAAAAUGGUUAUUUUCUUGAGUCAAAAUGAGAGUACCCCUAAAAGUUUUUUAAAGAAAAAAAAAGCACUGAUAAUAAGAAUAAGAAUAAUAUCUUGAGGGUACAACCUUCUCCAUUCCUGAGCAAAACGCGAGGUGUUGUACUCUUCCUCAUGCAGGAAUAAAUCUUUGAAAUGUGAGACCAGGAUGGGCAGUAUAUAUAUAUAUAUAUAUAUAUAUAUAUAUAUAUAUAUAUAUGUAUGUUUUUUUGCAAAAAUGGGCAGUAUAUUAACAACAACAACAACAAUUGUUAUACCUGAAGGAGCGUCUCCACCUCCAUCGUUCUGCCCGGACACUGAGGUCCAGCGCCGAGGGCCUUCUGGCGGUUCCCUCCCUGCGAGAAGUGAGGUUACAGGGAACCAGGCAGAGGGCCUUCUCGGUGGUGGCACCCGCCCUGUGGAAUGCCCUCCCUUCAGAUGUCAAGGAAAUAAACAACUACCUGACUUUUAGAAGACACCUGAAGGCAGCCCUGUUUAGGGAAGCUUUUAAUGUUUAAUAGGUUAUUGCAUUUUAGUGUUUUGUUGGAAGCCGCCCAGAGUGGCUGGGGAAACCCAGUCAGAUGGGCGGGGUAUAAAUAAUAAAUUAUUGUUAUUAUGUUGUAAUAGGAAUAAUAAUAUCUGGAGGGUGCAGGCUUUCCCAUUCCUCACGCAGAAUUGCAUCUUCUAAAUCUAAGUUUUAAUUUAUAUAUAUUUAAACUGUUGCUAUAUCUGUAUUGUCCCUGUUAUACCUAAUUGCAAAUUCAAAUGUAUCCCUAAUCGUGUUUUAUUACUUCCUUGAUAUUGUAUGUGGGCUGGAACUGGUCUGUGACUGAAAUAAUAAAAUUCAUUCAUCUCCUGAAUAAAAGAACAGGAUGCUGAAUUAACUUUGGUCCAGCCAUGUUCUGAUUUCCUUCCCCCUUGCCACCCCCAGAUGAUAUCUGUGACUAUUUUGGUGUGAAAAUUGCCAUGUAUUUUGCCUGGCUGGGAUUCUACACAUCGGCCAUGGUUUACCCGGCUGUCUUUGGCUCCCUUCUCUACACCUUCACGGAGAACGAUCAGGUGAGGACGGGUUACCUAUAGAACAGGGGAGGGGAAGAGAGAAUAAAAUAUCAAGGGAGUCAGGGCCGGAUUUCGGUUUGAUGCGGCCCUCAGCUACUGAAGGUAAUGGGGCCCUUUAUAUGUCCAGCUGUCCUUUGUCAACAACAAAUUGCCGCUGUGUUUUUGUGUUGAAUGUAUGCUAUAUGGCGGGCCUAGGCAAACUCGGCCCUCCAGAUGUUUUUAGACUACAGUUCCCAUCAUCCCUGACCACUGGUCCUGUUAGCUAGGGAUGAUGGGAUUUGUAGUCCCAAAACAUCUGGAGGGCCAAGUUUGCCUAUGCCUGCUAUAUGGUAAUUUAUGGACCUAAUAGGUAUCUAAAGCCAUUUGCACAUAGCAAAAUAUGUAUUUUAUCAAAGUAAUUGUUGGACUGAAAUACAAUAAAGAAGAAGUAUAUAUGAAUAGUGGAAUACAAUGAAGAAGUAUAUGAAUAGUGGAAUAAUUAUUAAGCUCUAACUUAAAAUGAUUUUUGUAUUCAUAGCAAAUUUAAUGAUAUUGGCGUUUGGCAAUAACAAAAGUUUCUUUAGAAACACGGUUUACAAAGACUCACAGUCGAGUCUCUAGAAUCUUGCUAUAACAUGAAAUAAUAAUAGGUGUAAAUAUGUGAUGCAAACUACUAAUCAUUAGGGACGCGGGUGGCGCUGUGGUCUAAACCACAGAGCCUAGGGUUUGCCGAUCAGAAGGUUGGCGGUUCGAAUCCCCGCAACAGGGUGAGCUCCCGUUGCUCGGUCCCUGCUCCUGCCAACCUAGCAGUUCGAAAGCACGUCAAAGUGCAAGUAGAUAAAUAGGUACCGCUCUGGCGGGAAGGUAAACGGCGUUUCUGUGUGCUGCUCUGGCGAACCAGAGCGGCUUAGUCAUGCUGGCCACAUGACCCAGAAGCUGUACGCCGGCUCCCUCGGCCAGUAAAGCGAGAUGAGCGCCGCAACCCCAGAGUCAGCCACGACUAGACCUAAUGGUCAGGGGUCCCUUUACCCAUUACCUUUAUUCCCCCACCAGACCAGCCGGGACGUCUGCUGUGUGAUCUUCGCCAUCUUCAACGUCAUCUGGGCCACCCUGUUCCUGGAGGAGUGGAAGCGGCGGGGGGCCGAGUUCGCCUACAAGUGGGGCACCCUGGACACGCCGGCGGAGUCCAUCGAGGAACCACGGCCGCAGUUCCGGGUCAGUGGCGGCGCCGGAUCCAGCCCUGGGAACUGGGGCAGGGGAGAGAACGUUGUAGGGAAGCACAGACCAUCCCCUCCCUCCCUUAAGAGAGAGGGUGUGGCCUAAGGAGUCCGCUGAGGGCCAGGUGGAAAGGCUCUGGGGGCCGCAAGCAACCCUCUGCUGCUGAGGUUCCUAAGGAGACCCUCAGGGGCCAGAUAGAAAGGCUCCGGGGGCCACAUCUACCCCCCUGCUCCUGAGGUUCCUAAGGAGACCCUCAAGGGCCAGAUAGAAAGGCUUCAGGGGCCGCAAUCACCCCUCCGCUCCUGAGGUUCCUAAGGAGACCCUCAAGGGCCAGAUAGAAAGGCUUCAGGGGCCGCAAUCUCCCCUCUGCUCCUGAGUCUGCUAAGGGGGCCCUCCAGGGCCAGAUAGAAAGGUCUCGGGGCCACAUUCACUCCUCUUCUCCCGAGGUUCCUAAAGAGACGCUCCAGGGCCAGAUAGAAAGGUUUCGGGGGCCACAUUCACCCCUCUUCUCCCGAGGUUCCUAAAGAGACCCCCCAGGGCCUGAUAGAAAGGCUCCAGGGGCCGCAUCCACCCCCCAGGGGCCUGAGCUCGCCCUGCUGCAAGUGGGCCCACAAUCUUUCCUAGCUCCUCCGGCCAGGCAGCUCUCUGCGGCCGCCGCCUUGUUGACCCCUCUCCCCGCCCGCAGGGGGUGAAGCGCGUGAGCCCCGUGACCAACUCGGAGGAGUUCUACUACCCGCCCUGGAAGCGGCUGCUCUUCCAGUGCCUGGUCAGCCUCCCGGUCUGCCUCUUCUGCCUCUCCUUCGUCUUCCUCGCCAUGUUGGGCUGCUUUGAGCUACAGGUGAGCGGGGAAAGCCGGGCGUUUUCGGAGGGGAGGAAGUUUUUGCAGCAGGGAGAGACAGAUUACGGGAUUGUCACUGUCAUCAUCAUCCUUAUUAAUUCAACCUAUCUGUUGCUUUCUUCUUAUUUUUACAAGAAGUAACUGAAUCCGUUUGAAGGGACGCGGGUGGUGCUGUGGGUUAAAGCACAGAGCCUAGGGCUUGCCGAUCAGAAGGUCGGCGGUUCGAAUCCCCGCAAUGACGGGGUGAGCUCCCGUUGCUCGGUCCCUGCUCCUGCCAACCUAGCAGUUCGAAAGCACGUCAAAGUGCAAGUAGAUCAAUAGGUACCGCUCCGGCGGGAAGGUAAACGGCGUUUCCGUGCGCUGCUCUGGUUCGCCAGAAGCGGCUCAGUCCUGCUGGCCACAUGACCCGGAAGCUGUACGCCAGCUCCCUCGGCCAAUAAAGCGAGAUGAGCGGCGCAACCCCAGAGUCGGCCACGACUGGACCUAAUGGUCAGGGGUCCCUUUACCUUAACUGAAUCAGUUUCGGUUUCUCUGGACAAAUCUCUCAGCUUAUUUAUUCGCCGUACACAGUGGACCCUCCAGGUACGAACUUAACUCAUUCCGGGGGUUCGUAAGUACCCCAGAAAGUUUGUAUCUAGAGGCGCCACUUCUGCGCACAGUAUUGGUUUUGAUUGGCAUUUCUGAGCAGCGAGUUUUUUCGGGGGGGGACCCCUCCUCGUUGCCCUCCCUGCGCGGACCCCCCCUUUCUCUCUUCCCUCGCCAGGAAUUUGUGCUGAGCAUUAAGGAGCUGCCGCGCAUCGUGCGUUUCCUGCCAAAAAUUGUGCUGGCCGUCAUCGUCACCGCCUGCGACGAAGUCUACAAGAAGAUCGCCUACUGGCUGAACGACAUGGGUGAAUUCUUUGCGGGAUCUGCCUUCCUUCCUUCCUUCCUUCCUUCCUUCCUUCCUUCCCUCCCUCCCUCCCUCCCUCCUUUCUUUCUUUCUUUCUUUUCUUUCUUUCUUUCUCUUCCUUCCUUCCUUCCUUCCUUCCUUCCUUCCUUUUUUCUUCCCUCCCUCCCUUCCUCCUUCCCUCCCUCCCUCCUUUCUUUUCUCCUUCCUUCCUUCCUUCCUUCCUUCCUUCCUCUUCCUUCCUUCCUUCCUUCCUUCCUUCCUUCCCUCCCUUGCUCCUCCCUCCCUCCCAUCUUUCUUCCUUCCUUCCUUCCUUCCUUCCUUCCCUCCUCCCUCCCUCCCUCCCAUCUUUCUUUCCUUCUUUCUUUCUUUCUUUCUUUCUUUCUUUCUUUCUUUCUUUCUUUCUUUCUUCCCUCCCUCCUUUCCCUCCUUUCUUCCUUCCUUCCUUCCUUCCUUCCUUCCUUCCUUCCUUCCUUCCUUCCUCCUUUUUCCUUCCUUUUUCCUUCUUCCUCCCUCCCUCCCUCCCUCCCUUUCUUUCCACCCCUUCCUUCCUUCUUUGAGAUAGACAUCCUAAACAUGAAAUUUCCCUCUCCUUGCAGAAAAUUACCGUUUGCAGAGUGCCUACGAAAAACACCUCAUCAUCAAAAUGGUCUUGGUGAGUUUGGGUUCCCCGGCUGCAACGGUUGGGCUGCCAUGUGUCUGUGGGAACGGUGGAGGGAGCCACUGAUUUGCAUGCAGAACGUACCAGGUUCAGUCCCCGGAGACCCACUGGGAACCUGGAGGGCUGCUGCUGCCAGCCAGUGUUGACAGUACUGGCCUCGGUGGACCCGAUGGUCCAAAUCCGGUGCGUCAAACUAGUGGGUUUGACGGUUUGUUGAGACAGGAACAGGAGCCUUCGAUAACCUGCCUGAAACCGGCUGCCUUCCCCACGGAGUGUGUGUGUGCAGAUAGAAGUGGGCAGUGUCGUCCUACUUCACCUGUUGGACAGCAGCCUGGGGAGCCCCAACAGCCUAGUGGGCUUGACAGUUUGUCGAGACAGCAAAAGGCGCCUUUGCUAACCGGCUGUAACCUGGCUGGCUUCCUCGCAGGUGGGGGGGCAGCUAGAAAUGGGCUGCGUUGUCCUACUUCACCUGUUGGACAGCAGGCUGGGGGAGAGAGAGAGCAAGGGAGAAAGGAGGAGGCAACAGUAAAUUUCCGAGCACAAGUGCUGGUGCUGACCUUGAAAGCCUUAAACGGCCUCGGCCCAGUAUCCCUGAAGGAGCGUCUCCAUCCCCAUCAUCCAGCCCGGACACCGGGGUCCAUCUCCCGAGGGCCUUCUGGCGGUUCCCUCCCUGCAAGAAGCGAGGUUACAGGGAACCAGGUAGAGGGCCUUGUCGGUGGUGGCACCCGCCCUGUGGAACGCCCUCCUGCCAGAUGUCAAGGAAAUAAACAACUAUCUGACUUUUAGAAGACAUCUGAAGGCCGCCCUGUUUAGGGCAUAACAGGAGUGUCUCUCAGAGACUCCUCUCUAGCAAGUUUACAGGAAAUGUGUCUAUCUAGGAAAAACAUGAAUGGUUGUUUUUGACUGCCUUUUAAAUAUCCCACACUUAUUCGGCUCAAUUGACUAGUAAACUCAGAGGAAACUCAAAGCAAAAAUUUGCGGAAAAGUGGAGUGGUUAUAGAAGAUAUGUUCAAAAAUACAAUAAUAGUUUUGACUCCAUAUUAGCAUUCGAGUGAUAAAGGAACUAAAAGGAGGUGGAUAACAAUUAAGGAUUUAUUAUGUUUUGAGAAUGUAUUAUAAAAAUUAUAUAGAAAGGUUUAUUGUUUUGUGUACAUUCAAAUGUAAGAUAAAAUAUAUGCAAAGGGGCUUGACAGGAAGUCAAAGUUGAAGAAAAGAUUUUGGAAGAUAAAAAGGAAAAAAUAUUUACUUUCAUUAUUAUCAUUUUGUGUGGGUGUCUGCACAUAUGUGUGUUGUUGUAUGCAAUGUUUGGGAGGAAAUAAGACGGUAAAUAACAAAUAACAAACUAAAUAUUGAUGUAUGUAAUUUUUAUUUCUUAAUUAUAUUUAGUGGUAGUAUGGCUGUAUUGUUUUUUUGUAACAUAAAACCAUUCAAUAAAAAUUAUUUUUAAAAAAUAAAAUAAAUAUCCCACACUUAAUGUAGCCUUCCCAAGUUAGGUUAACCGGGACAGGCCCCAGGAGUUGGGGAGCGAAGCGCAGUAAAUAUAUAUAUAUAACAUCUCCCUCUCUCUUUUUCUCUAGUUUCAGUUUGUAAAUUCAUACCUAAGUCUUUUCUACAUCGGAUUCUACCUCAAAGACAUGGACCGCCUCAAGGAGGUAAGGGAUUCACGGGGUAUAAAUAAUAAAAUUAUUAUUAUUAUUAUUAUUAUCAUUAUCAUUAUUAGGUCACAGUGCCUGAAGCUGUGAGAACUGGGGCUGAGGGUAGGAACCCUCCCUUUCAGUUUCUCUGGUUUUCCUCACUUCCCUCCUCCUGGAUUCCAUCUUCCACCUUCCCAUUUCAGUCUGUGAAUCAAGUACCGCAUUUUUCACUCUGUAAGACGCACCAGACCACAAGACGCACCUAGUUUUUGGAGGAGGAAAACAAGAAAAAAAAAAAAAUAUUCUGAAUCUCAGAAGCCAGAACAGCAAGAGGGAUUGCUGCGCAGUGAAAGCAGCAAUCUCUCUUGCUGUUCUGGCUUCUGGGAUAGCUGCGCAGCCUCCAUAAGACGCACACACAUUUCCCCUUACUUUUAGGAGGGAAAAGUCAGUCUUAUAGAGCAAAAAUACGGUAUUUUUAAAAGUCAUCACGAAAGCUAACCCUAAUACUUGCAUUCCCAUAUUCUGCGAUUUGUCCCAAGCACCCGCAAGCCCGUUUGCCUAACAGAGCAGAUUUGUGUGUGUGAUUUGGACCAAUAUAUGCAUUUUUAAUGAACACUCCCCCCUGAUUCCACACCCCCGUUGGAGAACCAAAUUGCAAAAUUCAGAAAAGUGACAAUUUUGAACAAUCGCGGCAUUUCGGUCCCCGCCUUGCUUCUAGAAGAGGGAACCCGGGUGGGUUGUGCAAACGGAAUCAAAUUUCUUCCCAUCCCCUUAAGGUAAAGGUAAAGGGACCCCUGACCAUUAGGUCCAGUUGUGGCCGACUCUGGGGUUGUGGCGCUCAUCUCGCUUUAUUGGCCGAGGGAGCCGGCGUACAGCUUCCGGGUCAUGUGGCCAGCAGGACUAAGCCCCUUCUAGCGAACCAGAGCAGCGCACGGAAAUGCUGUUUACCUUCCCGCCGGAGCGGUACCUAUUUAUCUACUUGCACUUUGACGUGCUUUCGAACUGCUAGGUUGGCAGGAGCAGGGACCGAGCAACAGGAGCUCACCCUGUACCGGGGAUUCGAACCACCGACCUUCUUAUCGGCAAGCCCUAGGCUCUGUGGUUUAACCCACAGCGCCACCCACAUCCCCUUAGCAUCCGCCAAUUCCUGCUUUAAUCGCUGUUCCUCCGCCGUGAGCUGUAAUAAGAGCGUUCCUGCUUUCCCUCGCUCCCCGGCGGAUGCCAGCUUCGCAGAGCCAACGAUGACACCAGAAACCCACUUUGGGGGGUCCAGGAAAAUGCAUAGAGGGGGAUGCUAUCAAUGGGCUCCUAGCCACAGUAGAGAUGUCCUCCAGUCACUGCUGGAGACAGUAAAUGCCUCCGUUUCCCCGACAUCAGUUGCUUGGGAAACCAAAAGGGGGGGAAAUUGCUGCCGUUGUUCUCAGGCCCUGCUCGGGGGGGGGGGCUUCCCUUUGGGGGGAAGCAUUUAGGUGACUUUGAGGAUAAGAGUCUGGCCUUAGAUGGCUCCCCUUUGGCCUGAUCCGGCUGUAGAACAUGCCUUGGUUUCUUAUGGGUUUCUCAUUUCUUCUGCUAUCCGGAUAGCAGAAGGCACUUUCUAUCUUCUCAUUUCUAAUGGGUUUCUCAUUUCUUCUGCUAUCCGGAUAGCAGAAGGCACUUGCGUGGUCAGUCCACAGCAAGUCCAAAGAAAUGAGAAAUUUCAUGCAGUAUAUAUAUCCUCCAGGCACCCUCUCCCCCUUCCCCAGGAAUCCAGCCACAUCAGCUUGUACACGCGGGUUGACAUCACAGAUGUUCCUGCUUUGGUACUCUUAACCAUAAAAGUGUGUUCCUCUUCCUGUACUCUUGACCAUAUAAGGGUAUUCCUGUUCCGGCACUCUUAUCUUGGGGUAAGAAGGUCACCAACUCUCCUGGCGCUGUUCCCGGACUAGGUCUGUGCGUCAGAGUGUGGUCGGAUGUAAGAUAAGACCCAGACGUGCAAUCCCUGCUCCACUGGAACAGCCAAGGCCACUCAUUGCCGUCACGGACUGAUAAGGGAGAGGGCUUUAAGCACUUGUUUAUACAGCUUGGUUUUCUGUUUAUACAUCAAUUCAAGCUCAAGCUUCCAGUCUUGAAAAGCUCAAGUUAAUGCAUUUUAGAAAUGCUCCCUUGGAGGAGGAAAAUGGGGAUUUGGGGUCAGUUUCAAACUGACUGCACAGAAACCCAUUCCUUCAUUUUCGGUUCCUAAAUGGAGCCUCCAUGGGCAGGGGCAGUCUACCUCUGCCUGGCGCAAUCCUCCCUCUGGUACGUGAACCCGAUGGGCGUCCAUCAGCGUCUUAAAGAACCCAGCCGACGCAUCCAACAUGGGUCGCCCGCCACUUCGAACCCUUCGUCUUCUCGUUCCGUUGCAUCGUUUUUUUGGUUCGGUUUUGAUUUUGCAUUUUCUCUCUCUCUGUGUGUGUCUCUCUCCCUCUGUCCGUCUGUCGGCCCUCCGCCUUCCUCAGCUCCUGCUCAUCUUUUCCCUCUUCCAAAGCCUCGUGCGUCAGCUCAGAGACGCCCUCCUUCCCACCGUCAUUCUCCAAUUUCACCUCUGCCUCAUCUCCUUUAAGGGCCUGUUGAGCUUCUGUUGGCAGCUGGCUGUCUCCAAAGUAGGAGCGCUGGGCUGGGGUCUUGGGGGGAGCGGAAAAGGCAGAGGGAUGGAGUGGGGAGCCUGGGAGAAAGACCUGAUUUUUAAUCUCAUAUUGGUUGGCCUGUGCUGUUACGGGAACGUGCCCAGGGCCCAGGGGUCAAGGGUCUUGCCGUUCGAGACCCCGACAACGUCUCGCACGAGGGAGACAUGGGCACCCGUUCCCCUAUCUAGGAGGCAGCUUACAGCUCGCUCCCAAAGGCGGCAGCAAUGCUCCCAAACCUGGACGGUGUGGAGGGAGUAAAGGUAAAGGGACCCCGGGCCAUUAGGUCCAGUCGUGGCCAACUCUGGGGUUGCGGCGCUCAUCUCGCUUUAUUGGCCGAGGGAGCCGGCGUACAGCUUCCGGGUCAUGUGGCCAGCAGGACUGAGCCGCUUCUGGUGAACCAGAGCAGCGCACGGAAACGCCGUUUACCUUCCUGCCGGAGCGGUACCUAUUUAUCUACUUGACUUGUACUUUGACGUGCUUUCGAACUGCUAGGUUGGCAGGAACAGGGACAGAGCAAUGGGAGCUCACCCCGUCGCAGGGAUUCGAACCGCUGACCUUCUGAUCAGCAAGUCCUAGGCUCUGUGGUUUAACCCACAGCGCCACCCUCAUCCCUUCUUGGAGGGAGUCAAUAUCUCCAAAUAGUCGCAAGGUAUCACGAGCGAGGAGAGAGAGGAUGUUUGUGCGUUCCCUUCUUGAUUUUAGGGUUCCCAUUGGGAGGAUGGGGUUGGUUCAUUUGGUUGGAUUUAGGUAGGCCCAACUCAGCUGCCUAGGGGCUCUGCUUACGGUUCCUAAAUAGAGCCCUCAUGGACAUAGCCAGUCUACCUUAGAACAGGAGUGGGAGAAGGCUGUAGCGCUCAUAUCCUGGUUCACCAGGAGGCUGGACUUAUUGGGCCCCCCUCUGGCCCAGCUCAGCUGCCUCGUGGCUCUUCUCAUUAUUCCUAAAUAGAGCCUCCAUGGACAUGGCCAGUCUUCCUUAGAACAAAAGGGGGAGAAGGCUGUAGCUUUCUAGGGACUUCCCUUUGGGGGAUCUGCUUGGCCGCUGAUGAAGACAGGAGUCUAGGCUUGGUGGGCCUCCUUGGGCUUGGCCCAGCUCCCGCUACAGGGAUCCUCUUAAGUUAGAAUCAUAGCGUUGGAAAGGACCCCCUGGGGGUCGUCAAAUCCACACACCCCUGCAGUGCAAGAAUCUCAGCUCAAGCAUCCGGGUCAGGUGGCCACCCAAGGAAAGACGUUCUUGAGGUUGUCCUUUCCCUGACCAGCCUCUUCUCACGUCCCUCCCAACAGAUGCUGGCGACUCUCCUCAUCACCCGCCAGUUCCUGCAGAACGUGAAGGAGGUCUCUCAGCCGCACCUCUACAGCAAAUUCAAGCGCGGGGAUCUGAGCGCGCAGAACCUCCGAGAGGUGGCCCAGACUAUUCUUCGCCUGCUGGCCCAGAAGUGUGCCCCGGCCAGGCCCCGCGGAGCCCACCACCGGGGCCCCCGGCACGGCGGGGACCCCCCAGCCGGCCACGGCCCGGAGGCGGCCGAAGGUCCGGAGGGGGCUCCCCGCGGGGAGAAGAAAUGCCUCAACGGUGGCUGCGGCGUCCCUGAGGAAGAGGACGAGGAGAGGAAGGACUCCGACUCGGAAGACGAGAGCAUCAUCGACUGCGGGCUGAAACUGAAGAAGGUGAGCUUCAUCGAGAAGGCCGACCGCAAGGCCGGCGACCCGGGUCUGGAGGAAGGGGCCAGCUUCCUGGAGGAAGGCAGCCCCACCAUGGUGGAGAAAGGCAUGGAUCCGGCCUCCGUCUUCGAGCUGUGCGAGGACGACGACGAGAGCGACGGGGCCUCCGGGAGCCCCCUGCGGGGAGUGCCGGAAGCCAAAGAGCCGGCCGUGACCAUGAGGGCCCGGAGGCCACGGGGCGCCAGGAACCCCUUGGAAGAGGGCGAGGAAGGCGAGGAGGGAGAGGAAGGGCGGAAGUCCAGCAGGAGCUCCUGGAUCGACCCACCAGAGGAGGUCUUCGCCGCCCAGCUGGCCCAGGCCGAGGUGGAGAGCUGCAUGAAGAAAUACGAGGUGAGCAAGCCGGCAUUCGGGGCAGCACAGAGGAGGAAGAGGAAAGGAAGGCACAUCGGGGUGAAGCACGGGGGGAUGGACAGGGCAUAACUGUCAAGUGUCCCUUAUUUGGUGGGAAACUCCCUUAUGCCAGCGCCGUGACCCGUUGCUGUCCCUUAUUGAUGAUGUCCCUUAAAUUUCCCGGGUUUCAAAGGAAGCAGCUCCUCUCCCUCCCUCCCUGCCGGCCAGGGAAGAGGGAGGCUCCAACUGUGUUGCUUGGCUGCCCGGCCCGCCCCCCUCCGGCCUCCUCUCACCAGCCUCGGCCCCCAGGAGCCCCUCCCUGCCGGGACUGAGGAGCCUUGAGAGGAGAGCGAGGGCAACCAUAGAGAAAGCAGUUCAGAGAGAGGAGGGAGGCGGAGGCACGGGCAGGUGUUCCAAGGGCUAACCAUAGAGGGGGAAAGCGGAGGAAGGACCGCAAGCGCUUCUCCCAUAGAUUUGUAGUGGUAGACUAGCAUAGAUGGUCUGAUCUGCGGGUUUACUUCGGGCGCUAUUUCCCCCCCCUUCCUCCCGCCCCGCCUGAUGGAACUGAGAGCUGCAGAUGGAGCACGAGAGAAAAGAUACAGAACUGCAGCAGCAUCUUCAUAGCUCGGACUUCAUUUUGCGCAAAAAGUGGUUGCUGCUUGUAGUUAUUUAAUUGCAGCGUUUCAUCAGCUGGUGUCUUGAGCAGCAACCUCUGGAAACGAAGGGCUAAAAACCGGCGCUGCUCUCCAAAAUUAUCUGGUCCCUUUUAACUUUGUAUUUCAGCUGGUUGACUAAAAGCCCUUAUUUUGGCUGCUGAUCCCUAUUUGAGGCUGGUCCCUUAUUUUCAAAUCUGUAAGUUGACACGUAUAGGACAGGGAAGUGGCUGGGGACCUCAGGAAUGAACGAGAGAUAAUAACCUGGUAGCCUCAGAGGCAAAAACAGUGGUCAGCAAACUUUUUCAGCAGGGGGCAGUCUGCGCACGCGCGGGUUGCGAUUCGGUGCUUAUGCGCAAAGCGCGAUUUAGCGCUUCUGCGCAUGCGCAACCGCAGAAACCCGGAAGUAACCCAUUCCGGUACUUCCGGGUUUCGGUGGUCCAUGACCCAAAAAAACGCACCCUGAAGUGUCUGUAACCCGAGGUAUGACUGUAUUAUAAUAUAUCCAGCUGCGUCCUCCUUGCACGAGGCCGGUUGAAACGAAGGAGUCAUCAUCAAUGUACCGUAUUUUUCGCUCUAUAGGACACACUUUUCCCUCUCCAAAAAUUAAGGGGAAAUGUGUGUGCAUCCUUUGGAGCGAAUGCAGGCUCCUUGGCUUCAGCGAUAGCAAUGCGAAGCCUCCGAAGCGCAGAGGGAGCGCUCCCUCCGUGCUCCAGAGGCUAUGCGUUACUUUCGCUGAAGCCUGGAGAGCAAGAGGGGUCAGUGCGCACCGACCCCCCUCGCUCUCCAGGCUUCAGGGAUAGCCGCCUGAAGCCUUUGGAGUGCAGUGGGACCUCGUGCUGCGCUCCAAAGUCUUCGGGUUCCUUUAGCUGAAGCCGGGAGAGCAAGACUCUCCCGGCUUCAGCAGAGAGGGAGAGCUGCGCAGCACCCCUUCCGCUAAGCGGGAGGAGAAACGGAAGGGGCUCCAUUUCUCCUGCCGCUUCGCUGAAGGGGCGCUGAGCAGAGAGGGGGAGAAUUUUUUCCCCUUGUUCUCCCCCUCUAAAACAAGGUGGUUCCUAUGGUCCGGUGCGUCCUAUAGAGCGACAAAUACGGUAAUAACAUUAUUGUUAUUCUCUCUUGCACACCAAUCCCCUCCCUGUCUCUCUCUCUCUCUCUCUCUCUCAUACAACCCCCCCCUAUUUCUCUUUCUCUCCCCCCCCCCCCGAUCCAGGACACUUUCCAAGACUACCAGGAGAUGUUCAUCCAGUUUGGCUACGUGGUCCUCUUCUCGUCCGCCUUCCCUCUGGCUGCCACAUGUGCCCUGAUCAACAACAUCAUUGAGAUACGGAGCGAUGCCUUCAAACUCUGCACGGGCCUCCAACGUCCCUUUGGCCAGCGGGUGGAAAGCAUCGGGGAGUGGCAGGUAAGGUAAAGGUAAAGGGACCCCUGACCGUUAGGUCCAGUCAUAGCCGACUCUGAGGUUGCGGCGCUCAUCUCGCUUUAUUGGCUGAGGGAGCCGGCGUACAGCUUCCGGGUCAUGUGGCCAGCAUGACUAAGCCGCUUCUGGCGAACCAGAGCAGCACACAGAAACGCCAUUUACCUUCCCGCCAGAGUGGUACCUAUUUAUCUACUUGCACUUGACAUGCUUUCGAACUGCUAGGUUGGCAGGAGCAGGGACCAAGCAACGGGAGCUCACCCCGUCAUUGCGGGGAUUCGAACCGCCGACCUUCUGAUCGGCAAGUCCUAGGCUCUGUGGUUUAACCCACAGCGCCAGAUGGCCUCUAUACCUGGAGGCUCCAUUUAACUGUCAUAGCCAUCCAUUAGGGCCUCACCUCACUCCCUGUGACUUCGCAUUCACCUGCCGAACCCAAGGCUGUGUCCUGAGGCAGCAGUUUCUGUAAAUUUAUUCUUCUUCCAUGAAGCAAGUUGUUCGUUCCGUCUGUCCCAAAUCUCCAGGCAAGUCCGUUACAAUGGAUGACCCUGACUUCCAGUAUUAUUGGUGAUCUCUCCCUCCCUCCCUCCCUCCCUCUCUCUCUCUCUCUGUCCCCUUCUUCCACACCGGCCAAUGUUUUAUAAAACCAUUUUUCUAAAAAAGGUGAAUUGCUUAGAAUUCAUGCUUUAACUUCCUUCCGAUACUGUUCAUGGGCCUCGGCCCCAUCGUCCAGCCCGGACACAGAGGUCCAGCUCUGAGCGCCUUCUGGCGGUUCCCUCCCUGAGAGAAGUGAGGUUACAAGGAACCAGGCAGAGGGCCUUCUCGGUGGUGGCACCCACCCAGUGGAACGCCCUCCCACCAGAUGUCAAGGAAAUAAACAGCUACCUGACUUUUAGAAGACAUCUGAAGGCAGCCCUGUUUAGGGAAGUUUUUAAUGUCAUAUGUUUUAUCGUGUUUUUAAUAUCCUGUUGGGAGCCGCCCAGAGUGGCUGGGGAGGCCCAGCCAGAUGGGCGGGGUAUAAAUUAAAAUAAUAACAAUAAAAAUCCCCACAAACGAAACAGUCCCUGACUUCAGGUUUAUAACUCUUACGAAGCCACGACACAAAAGGAAGACGGGUUGGUUGGGAGGAGGAAAUAAGCAAUCUCAGCAGCAAGUUCUUAGCUACGUAGCUGUUCUGGUAACCAGCAGGGGUUCUGCCAAAAAUUGCUAGUCUCUUUUAGAAAAAAUGUCCUUCUUUUCCCUUCUGCAGAAGGUGAUGGAAGCCAUGGGUGUCCUAGCCAUCGUGGUGAACUGCUACUUGAUCGGUCAGUGUGGGCAACUUCAACGCCUCUUCCCCUGGCUCAGCCCAGAGGGGGCCAUUAUAUCCGUGGUGGUGCUGGAGGUAACACCCUUUUCUGCCGUACACACACAUACCCAACUCGGUUCUCCCCCUUCGGACCGCGAUCCCAAGCUGAAAUACCCCAGUUCCAUAACUGGGAAGUCCCAGGUCCGCCCACUAAGAUCUGCCUUUCUGCUUGGGCUCCAUUUGAGCUAGAACACCAAAGUCGUGGUUUGGUGCUAACCAUGGUUUGCUGAGCAAAUCACAGGUCGAGCAAAGAAACCAACGGUUUGCUCCUUGUGUGGCUCUUGCCUUUGCACCCCAGCUCAGCGAACAUCAUGGGUCGGGUUGUCGAACAAACGACCAUUCAGCAAGGCCACCGGGUUCUGACAUGGCAGCAAACCAUAGCUGUCAACCGUCCCUUAUUUGGCGGGAAAGUCCCUUAUCCCAGCGCUGUGUCCCGCUGCUGUCCCUUAUUGAUGAUGUCCCUUAAAUUUCCCGGGUUUCAAAGGAAGCAGCUCCUCUCCCUCCCUCCCUGCCGGCCAGGGAGGAGGGAGGCUCCAAUGUGUUGCUUGGCUGCGUUGCUCACCCAAUAAGGAGUCUAAGAACGACUGGGGGGUGGAGCUUGCAUGCCUUGUGCUGAUCAAAUCGCCUUUGCUCAGCGCUUCCCAGCGGAGAGGUGAUGGUGGUUUUCCUUGCUGCAUCCCCUUUGCUGGGUUGCUGCGCUGUGGGAACCACCGCUUGAGGCUUCGUUUGGCUGCUGGCUGGGCUUUCUGCCUUUGGCUCGGAGGGGCUCAGAAGUUGAACAUACCUGUGCCCUGAAAAUCCCUUAUUUUGGCUGCUGAUCCCUUAUUUUCGAGGCUGCUGCCCCCUUAUUUUCAAAUCUGUAAGUUGACAGCUAUGCAGCAAACCAUGGUUCUAAAAAGCCAUGAUUCGCAAGACUCCGGCAAACCAUGGUUUCGCAUGGGGAGGUGUUGGAAAGCAAGACAAUAGCAGCAAUGGCAAUGUCUUAUGCCCAGGGAGCUGUAGACCUCAGCCCUUCUCACCCCACUGUUUUCUCCCCAUAGCAUUUUGCCCUCCUGCUCAAGUACGUCAUCCAAGUGGCUAUCCCAGACAUCCCCGGCUGGGUGGCAGAGGAAAUGGCAAAACUGGAGUACCAGCGGCGAGAGGCUUUUAAGGUGAGUCUGGCCCAGUCACACGCGGUUACUCAGGAACAAGCUCUGUUGACCCCGGGGAUGGCUUUGAACGUGCUGCAAGGGUAAACUCAGAAUCCUGACAAACAGAAGUACUGUUUUUGGGGGCAGGGGUGGGGGGGCGUGGAGGACUCCCUGGUCCUGAAUGGGGCAACUGUGCCCCUAAAGGACCAGGUGUGCAGCCUGGGGCUCAUUUUGGACUCAGCGCCGUCCAUGGAGGUGCAGGUCAAUUCUGUGUCCAGGGCGCCUGUCUACCAGCUCCAUCUGGUACGCAGGAUGAGACCCUCCCUGCCCGCAGACUGUCUGGCCAGAGUGGCGCAUGCUCUGCAUUUAGGUUAAACACCUCCCCUCCGAAAAAGAGAAACAACAACAACAAUAAUAAUAAUAAUAAUAAUAUUUUACUAUUUAUACCCCACCCAUCUGGCUGGGUUUCCCCAGCCACUCUGAUGGCUCCCAACAGAAUAUUAAAAACACAAGAAAACAUCAAACCCUAAAAACUUCCCUAAACAGGGCUGCCUUCAGAUGUCUUCUAAAAGUCAGAUAGUUGUUUAUUCCCUUGACAUCUGAUGGGAGGGCGUUCCUCUAAUUGAUGCUGUUAAUUUUGCCAUCGCCGCAAAUUCAAGAAAUUUGGUUCUGCAUUCUAAUCAUUCUAGUAUCUCACGCGGUUAGAGGGAACUGCUGGGUUGUGGGGGGAGGGAUUGGAAGUGAUUAAUUGAAAUUGUUAAAGACUGGUUUAGUAUUUAAGAGAUUUAAAUUUCUAUAAAGAUUCUAUAAGUAAAGCAGAAAGCGGCAAGAAAUAUUAAGUAAAGGUAUCAGAGAGGAGACCAGUGUAAAUGAAAACAUGAGCCUUACGGUUUUGUUACAUAUGAUUUUAUUUUGGAGUUGUCUGCUUAUUUUGUAGUUGUUUGUUGUAAAGAAUGUAUAUUAGGUAAAGGUAAAGGGACCCCUGACCAUUAGGUCCUGUCGUGACCAACUCUGGGGUUGCGGCGCUCAUUUCGCUUUACUGGCCGAGGGAGCCGGCGUACAGCUUCCGGGUCAUGUGGCCAGCCGGACUAAGCCGCUUCUGGCAAACCAGAGCAGCGCACGGAAACACCGUUUACCUUCCCACCGGAGCAGUACCUAUUUAUCUGCUUGCACUUUGACGUGGUUUCAAACUGCUAGGUUGGCAGGUGCAGGGACCGAGCAAUGGGAGCUCACCCCAUCGCGGGGAUUCGAACCGCCGACCUUCUGAUCGGCAAGUCCUAGGCUCUGUGGUCUAACACACAGCGCCACCCGCGUCCCUCAAAUAGGAGAUCAUUCAUCUCUAAUUCAAGAGCCCGCAAGAGUUUAUGAUGAGGACUAGCGACAUGCCUGGUUUUGCACACACCUUCCCGCUGGAGCGGUACCUAUUUAUCUACUUGCGCUUUGACAUGCUUUCGAACUGCUAGGUUGGCAGGAGCAGGGACCGAGCAACGGGAGCUCACCCCGUCAUCGCGGGGCUUCGAACCGCCGACCUUCUGAUCGGCAAGCCCUAGGCUCUGUGGUUUAACCCACAGCGCCACCCGCUUCCCUGAAUGUAUAUUAUGUGAAUUAAAAACAUGAAACAUGACCCUGUGGUCUUCCUUCCUCAGAAACACGAGCGCCAGGCGCAGCACCACUUCCAACAGCAACAGCGCCGCAAGCGAGAGGAGGAGGAACGCCAGCGCCACGCCGAAUAUCACGCCCGCAAGGAACGGGAGAGCGGGGCGGGAGGAGGGCAAGUCGGACGGAGGGGGCCCCGAGACCGGCCACGAGAAGAGCCAGCCCAAAGGGAAGGGACCGGGGGGCUCGGGCCACGGCUCAGAGAAGCCCAAAAGGCCCAGCUCCCUGCUGGCCACCAACAACGUCAUGAAACUGAAGCAAAUCAUCCCGUUGCAGGGGAAGUUCCUAUCUGGGGGGGCGGGGGGCGGCGGCGGCACGUCGGGGGCGCGCUCCCCGCAGUCCCCCACCGGCACCGACAACAAACUGCCCGGCUUCCUCAGCUUCAAGUUCCUCAAAUCCCCGGAGACCAAGCGGGAGGCCACCACCGAGAAGGUCCAGUCGCCCACGAAGCCUUUCAACCCAAGCAAACUGUUCAACUUCAGCAAGUCGGAAGGGGGGAACGGCGCAGCCCCUCUUCCGCAACAGCAGCCACGGCCCGGGACUUCGGCGGACGAGAAACCCGCUGCUCAGAGAUCGCACCUCAACGGGCUGGUGGACGAUGAGGCCGAGGAGGAACCGGAGAUCCGAACGGCGGCGGAGGACGAGGGUCCGGGGCACAAACUCCUAACCGUCCCCCUACCUCCGGGCGAGGGCUGGGGAGAGAGAGAGAGAGAGAGGACAGGGAGGGAGAGAAAGGAGGAAUUGGGUCGCCGGUCGGUUCUUCAAGCAGAUUUGGGGCAGGCGAGGGGCUUCCAGCGGGUCCACCAUUUGGCCAUGAUGGUGGCACUUGGGGCAGUCAGGGAGAUUCGAUUUGGCAGCUUGCUGAGGUCGCAACCUGAAAAGGAGAGGUGAAAGUUUUCCCCUUCCCCAAAUAUCUCUGAUGUUCCGGAUGGGUCAAGUUUGGUACCUGGUUUGGGCUACUGCUGGCGGCCAACAUGUUUGAGGCACGGUCCAGCUCAGGAACGCCAGAGGCAGAAGAACCUCAAAAUGGAGGGGGUGUCUGCAGAUUUUUGGGGUGCGAUAUCCACAGGUUUUUGGGGUGCGGCUGUUGACUGGCAGCACAUGGCUUCCUCCUCAACCCCAUCAGUUCCCUUAUCAGAGCUGUUCCUGCAGUCUUUCUGAAGGGCUUUUUGUUGCAUUUCGGAGGAGAGGGCCCCCUUCCACCACCCCCCUUUGGGCAAAAAUCUGUGGGGUCUCAGCCAACCCCCUAUUUUAGGCUAGAGAGGAGAGCCCACAAACAGUGAGUUUGGGGAAUUCUAUGAGGAGAACAAGGUCUGCUUGACUCUCAAGAGUCCUGUCGGAUUGUGUCCCCUCCUUCCAGGUAACCCCCCCUUUGUGUUUUGAGGGGCUGUUGAGCCCCCACUUCUUAGUCUUGCAGCUACUCUACAUCCGCCCCAAAGCAGAUUUGGAGAGGAUGGAAAACCUCAGCACAGAUUUGCUCCUCAAAUCCCUCCGCUCAACAUGAGGAAUGAUGGGUAAUGUUAAAUCUCGGGUCUGUGUUUCCUUCCCCCACCUCGCUCUAACAGCAAAAAGUAUAUUAUAUUUGGCAAAGUAAAUCACUGCCUUAAAACAGAGAGGUUGCUCUAAGUACCUCCCCUGCGUUUGAAAAUCUGGAAAGAGGCAGCCUUCGCAGCAAAUUCAUAGCCUCAGCUUUGCCUCAUGUUGCAUUAGCCAAAUUUUAUUCCAAUGAUUUCCGAACAGGCUGUGUGCAAAACCAGCCAUGUCGCUAGUCCUCAUCGUAAAUGCUUGUGGGCCCUUGAAUUAGAGAUGAAUAAUCUCCUAUUUGAGGGACGCGGGUGGCGCUGUGGGUUAAGCCACAGAGCCUAGGACUUGCCAAUCAGAAGGUCGGCGGUUCGAAUCCCCGCAAUGACGGGGUGAGCUCCCGUUGCUCGGUCCCUGCUCCUAACAACCUAGCAGUUCGAAAGCACAUCAAAGUGCAAGUAGAUAAAUAGGUACUGCUCUGGCGGGAAGGUAAACAGCGUUUCUGUGCGCUGCUCUGGUUCGCCAGAAGCGGCUUAGUCCUGCUGGCCACAUGACCCGGAAGCUGUACGCCGGCUCCCUCGGCCAGUAAAGCAAGAUGAGCGCCACAACCCCAGAGUCGGCCACGACUGGACCUAACGGUCAGGGGUCCCUUUACCAUUUUUAAUCUCCUAUUUGCCUCUCACCUCUUCCCGCCGGUAAAAUCUGCCCAGUAAAACAGAACAAGCCCCGCCCUUUCCCUUUUUCUGCUUGAAGAACAGAGGUGGAAUUUGAAGUACCAGGAAGCGGUUGGGAGCAGACGAGACACUGUUUUGAACCAACGUCCAUGCAUGGUCAACAUAUCUUGCACUAAACAAAAUGAAAACAAGGGGAUUAUUUUUUGGUUUUGCUUUUCCUGACGGUGCUCGUAAAAAAGCAGGCGGGGGAUGGGUGGGGGCGAGAAGGGAUGGUUCUGGAAAAUCCAUGAUUUUUUAUUUAUUUUUUUAUAAUUUUCAGUGGCAGGGAAAACAAAGGCCGAGGAGACAUCGCCUCGCCUUUGCAACAUGUGAAAGAGACCGGUGCGUGCUUUUUCUCUCUCAAAAAAGGACAAAAUUAUUGCAAUAAGGACUUCAGACCGCAGUAGCAGUGCCAAGGAUGGAAUUUAAACAGCCUGCUGCUGCCUUUUCUUAAUUUGCUGUGUGAAUAGGAUAGAAGCAGGGAGAGUUUAGGCCAGAUUUUUUUUUUUGGGGGGGGAGGGAAAUUCACAAUUAAUUGCAGGUAUUCUGCCGUUUUUAAUUUGGCGCAAGCUGGAAAAUCGGUCACCGUAGCUUAGAGAGGUAGUCACAGGUAGAACUUUUAGCCAUUGGGGGAAAUGGGCAGGGCGUGUGCCUGGCAAGGCUUUGUGUGGGGUUGGUUUCUGCCCCCCCUUCUUUUCCCACAGUCGUGAAACUCUAUGUCCUACGGAGGGGAAAACCCCCAGCCCUUUGCGCCCAACCACAGCUACUUAAAGAGUACACAGGUCUCCCUGCUCCAGCUGUUUCGAAAUCGCAUCACCAUCACACGCGCCGACUCCCAGCUUGCAAAAUGCUGCGGUUAGUGCUUCGCUCACCUUAGAAGGGAUGGAGUUAGGGCCACCUUUCCCCUCCGUCCGUCGCGGGCCCCCCAAAUGGAUUACGCCGCAAGCCCAGAGACAGAAUCUCAGGUCAGAUCCCGAGGAAACGGCAUCUUUUGUCUUUCCCCCCCAUUCGCCAUCUGACUUACGGGAGGGCCGCUUUGCAGAAACAAACAAACAAAUAAGGGAAAGAAAUCGCCCCGCUCUCCAGAUCUCUAGCUGUGUUUCCCUCGACUUCGCUGGAUUCGAUGCACCAUUGGCCAAUAGUGCAAUUCCACCCCCCGCUAAAAAAGCCAUUGAAAGCAGUCAUGUGCUGCGAGGAACUUAGACAUGACGGCCGUUUCCGUCGCUGACCCUUUGAGGUGGCAAGGCAAGGAAGAGUGGUACCCACACGUCUACAACUGCAAACCGCUCUCUGAAAAACAUCAGCCGUGGCGGACGAAAGAAUGGACUGCAUUUGCUUAUAUCGUUCUUCCACGGCGGAAGCGCUAUGUUAUUAUUAUUUUUUUUGCAACGGGCGACGAGCUUUUUUCCUUUCUUUUCGGUAACAGCAAUAAUGCGACGAUAGCAGGUGGGGAUUGGUGCUGACGACCCUUACGGAUUUCUUGCAGAUUGCCGUAUUAUUUGCUCUAUAAGACUCACUUUCCCCCUCCUAAAAAGUAAGGGGCAAUGUGUGUGCGUCUUACGGAGCGAAUGCAGGCUGCGCAGCUAUCCCAGAAGCCAGAACAGCAAGAGGGAUUGCUGCUUUCGCUGCGCAGCGAUCCCUCUUGCUGUUCUGGCUUCUGAGAUUCAGAAUAUUUCUUUUCUUGUUUUCCUCCUCCAAAAACUAGGUGCGUCUUGUGGUCUGGUGCGUCUUAUAGAGCGAAAAAUACGGUAUGCAUUAACGCCAGAAAAGGCUUGCGGGGUUCUUGACACCCGCUGCCAAGGCGAUGGGGCGAUGGUCCAGCUAGGAGUUGAGGAGGGUCCCUUCGCCAGGUGGACUGCAGGCACCUGAACCCCAUCGUUGUACCCCCGAGAACAGGACACAAUUUAGCCAAAGUGGGCGAGCGCUUAACCCACUGUAGAAAAAGCGAGCACUUGCGACAGGUUAUAGACGCUGUCUUCGCAUUGCCUUUAUUGUAGAAGGUGCUUCGACGGUGGCCCACUAAUUCAUCGACCUUCAUGAUGUCAGCCUACCAAAGCUUCAAACCCGGCAGGGGGGAAUUUGGGGGAGUGCCUCUCGGAUGCAAGGGACGCAGGUGGCGCUGUGGGUUAAACCACAGAGCCUAGGACUUGCCGAUCAGAAGGUCAGCAGUUCGAAUCCCCGCAAUGACGGGGUAAGCUCCCGUUGCUCGGUCCCUGCUCCUGCCAACCUAGCAGUUCAAAAGCACGUCAAAGUGCAAGUAGAUCAAUAGGUACCACUCCAGCGGGAAGGUAAACGGCGUUUCCGUGCGCUGCUCUGGUUCGCCAGAAGCGGCUUAGUCAUGCUGGCCACAUGACCCGGAAGCUGUACGCCGGCUCCCUCGGCCAAUAAAGCGAGAUGAGCGCCGCAACCCCAGAGUCGGCCACCACUGGACCUAGUAAGUCAGGGGUCCCUUUAGCUUUUACUCUCGGAUGCAACAGAGAUAAUUGAAGGUGAUAGGGAGGUGUGGUGAGAAUGCAGUUUGUAGACCCCCCAAAAAACCCAGCACCCCCCCCCCACCAAUGGCAAAGCCCGAACACAGAUCCCUGCGAGCAAUUUAUACAUGCACCUGUGUCAAUGUCUUACUCUUCCAAGCAAUGAACUGUCCAAAAUGGGGGGGGGGUGGUUGUCGUCGGGGCGGGACAAGAAAAAGGGAGUAGUACUACUAUUAUUUAUUAACUUGCUGCAUUUUAAUUUAUUUUUGGCGUCUCGGACAAAGGGAGGAAACAAAAGAAAAAAAGCGUUGGGGCGGGUUUUCAAUUUCUU